Molecule: messenger RNA, 53013 nt
Organism: Pelobates cultripes (western spadefoot toad)
Lineage: Eukaryota; Metazoa; Chordata; Amphibia; Anura; Pelobatidae
Source: the annotation of a GenBank genome assembly
UCCUAAUAAAAGCGCCUCUGUAAUCAGCAACAUUCCAGGGUAUGCAUUCCCUCAGUCAGCAUCCCCUGACUAUUGUCCAGUGUCACUCCUGGUCACUCCAUGCCAACGGCUAGCAAACAGCAUAGACACCCUGCCAUUUACCACCCGCUGGGGAUGGGCAGAGGCAAGAGGAGAAUGGAUACCAAGCAGAAAGUAUGGGGGCAGGUAGGACUUAACCAGUUUUUUUUAAUUCUGUAUAUGAAAAUGUACAAAUAUUUCAGGGGAACGUUGUUAAAUGUGGGGAACGGAGUUAUUUAACCCCUUCACGACAAAAGGUAAGCAAAUCCAAAUAUAUACAUAAUAUAUCAUUUGUUAUAGGUAUAUCAUUGAUCAUUUAAGGGCUAAUGCCAAAACGUUAUUGCUGUAUGUUUUUUACUUUAUACUUGCCAUAAAUUUGAACAAUUAACUAUCAGUCUGCGAAACCUUUAGAAGUGUAUCUAUUACAUGUUGAAUUUUAUAAAACAAAAAAAAAACCUCCAUCUUUUUUUUUUUUUUUCAAUUUUGGCCAUUGUGGCGUAAAUUGUUUUCCAGUCAUAAAGAUCAUUUUUUUUAAAUGGGAGGGGGAGCAAAAAUUCAAUGCACCACAAGAUUAGGUGUUUGUUAUCACCAGGAAAUGUAUUUUACUCUGUAUGAAUAGAUAAGAUAGGAGUGAAGGAGCGUAUUGGAUAAAAUUUAUAGUAUGGAGCAUAUAACACUGGGCUGCAUAUCCCAUCAUGCCCAGCUCAAAUAGUAGUUGUGGUUAAAUACAGUUGGUUGUUACCUGUCAGGUUGGUAAUGAUAACCAAAAUACAGUGAAACACAACAUAAAAGUUCAUACAAUUUUCAUUCCACAACAAUGCAACUUGUCUACGGACUGUUGAAGAAUAGUCUUAAAAGGUUAUUCACUAAAUUGGGAAUUGGUGGGAAUGCAAAGGGAAUUUCAAAAUGAAGGCCAAAGUAAUCGAACUGGAUACUUGGAGAAUUAUUCCAGUUUAGAUAUUUUGACCUUAAUCUGAAAUUUUGCUUCAGGUUAGUGAAUAAACUAUCUCAUAGGUUGUAAGCCCUACGAAAAGAGAAAGAGCUGUGGAAUAUGUUGGCGCUGAUAAUAAUAAUUGCUUAGCAAUGAAGGACGUUUACUGCCAUGCACUGACCCUAAUUGCAUUUUUCAUGCUGUUUGCCCAUUGCUUUUAAACAGACCGAUUGUCAGUCUGCUGCUAAGCAGGACUAACUAGCAGACAACCACUGUCAAGAUAUAAACAUAUGAAUAAAUACAUAAAACAUCGUCCUGCCAGUGUUUAAUAUCCAUGAAUGGGCUUGAAACCUUGUUUUCUUGCUAACAUAUUCUUUUCCCUCCCUAAUGUACAGUGUUGCUUGUAACCAGGAUCCCUGGCGCUGAUAAUGAACAUAUUACAACUUCUUGGCGUUAAUAACAGCAAAACCAUUCGCCUCAUGCACAGUGCCAGGAAGUGUUAAAAAUAUAGCACGAAUAUUGUUCAAGGAACCUCAAAUCAGGCUUCAAAAUAUGCUGACCCUAGUAGCAUACAUCACAACAGUUAAAAGGGUGAUGGCUCAGUGAGUAGCUGCCCCAUGGCCUUCAGAAAAUGUAGGGAGCACUACUGCAGCACUCCAUGUAUGGUCCUACUAUCGGCUGUAGAUGAACAACACUAGUGAAUAAAAACAGGAAAGCAGACCAGGACCUCAAAAUCGUGGCUGUCCUGCCAAAAGCAGGACUUUUGGAAGGCUUGUAACGGUGACCAUACUCAAAACCUAAAUGCCCUGCCCAGGGCCGAUCAACACGCCUGCAUAAAAGAAGGCCUUGAGUGCACCCUUUUAUUUUACUUUUAGGUUUAUUCAUUAAAAUGUAAAAGUGUAAAACUUUGAAAUUUUAGUCUGAAAAUAUGGCUGACUUGGACAUAUUCAGUUUGGCUUAACGCUACAGUCUUAAGUUCUAAAUACAUAUAUAUUUAUAAUAUAAGAGUGUUCAGGAUGUCUUUUAGAUCACUCCACUUUAUGAACUAAAAUAAUAAAGUUAAACUCGCCUUUCGUGACCUAUUUACUAGAGAAUAGUAUCUAUCAAAGAAAACUAAUGCUACCAAUAUAUACUGCUCAUCUUCGUUACAGUCAACUUGGGAAGUCACUUGCUCCCACUGCACCAAGUUGUAUCUGACAUUUCUUAAUAUGUCAAUCUGGUUUGUGUAUGGUCUCUCAUAAAUCUAGGUCUUUCAAUUUUUCAAACAGUAGCAUCAGUCGCUCCACAGCCUUCAUAGAUUACCUGAACAGAUGAUCUCAUAUCAAUAAGUGCAUCUCUAUAGAGAGGGCCUGCUUCACCUGCGUAAUCAGAGUCUCCUCAAAGAGAAGCCUUAUAAUUCUUCUCUAAAAGGAGCCUUAACUGUGUUUGGCAUCAUCACUGCACCAAAAGAGAAGUUUUGGGGGAUUUUUUUGAGUCUUCGCUAGAAAGUGCCUUUAGUAGUUGUCUGAUUGACAUCCACUAGCGUACACAGCACACUGACUGACAAACGUAAACAUUGCUCAUCUCACAAGCGGCAACGCUUCCAUUUGUCACAGUGCAGGGACUGUAUUAAGCUGUGCAUUAAGCCGUAAUGGUUUUAGUGCUUAGAAUGUCUUGUUUGUUUUUCACAUUCAUUUUGAAUUCAUUCUGAAAUCCCAACAAUUCACACUUUAUUGAAUACACCUGUGAAACGUUUUAUUUAUGGUGUUUAUAAAGUCAAGUAAUUUUUUUUCAUCCGCAGGUUGUUUAUGACAGCAUUCAAUCUCAAAUCCACAACAUAAACAAAUUAGACUGGCAUCUUUGAAAAUGUCAGCUAUAACUUAGUGAAGUUUAAAUAACUAACUUGCUAAGUUGACUGAAAGCAAGAUAAGAAAUAUAUAUUGGUACCAUCAGUUGUUAAUAGAUGUUUUUUCUUUAGUGAAUAGCUCAUCUAGAGAUUAGACCAUUUUCAAAGUUUUAUUGGACUAUACUACAAAUCAAGUGCCUUUUAAUCCACAUCCAGAUAAAUUGAUCAUCUGGGAUUUACCUGUGAAAUUGUAUUCAAUUAAUAAGAUUCCACAGGUAAAUCCUAGAUGACCAAUUUGUCAAUUUGUGGAUUAAAAGGCAUUUCAUUAAUAGAUUUAUUGAUUUGCUAGAGAUAGUUUCCCUCAUGUCUGCAAACUUCUUGGUAGAAAUAUGACUGACAGGACACUAAAAUGUAUUAAAACUGUGUGAAAAUGUGCUAGUAAUUUAAAGUGAUGUGAUCUAUCUGUUUAUACACAAACAAACCAUGGAAUAGCCACAGAAUGCACACAUACCUUUAAAUUACUUGCAAAUUUUCACACAAUUCAAUGUUUCGGUUCCUGUUCGGAACUUUCUUCAGGACAAAUAAAACACAUUUUAUUUUUAACUUCAUUAUGAAGGAAUAAAUGAAUGAAUAUACUAACCAGACCAUAUAUGCUAAUAUAAAUAUAUAUAUAUAUUUUUUUUUAAUGUAUGUAUUUAAAGACCAUUAUUUAGCAACCUGGAUUUUGGAUUUAACUAGAGUGCAAGGUUUUACACACACAUAUAUAUUUAGAUCUUAAAAGUAAACCAUCUUCAUAAAAGUCCAUUACGGACUUACUGUCUAUUAUCAUGACAAGUAGGGAAGUGCAAGGCUUUAUAGCAGGAGAGCCCAAAAGGCAGAUCCCCAAAUGUUGUAGAACUACAACUCCCAUGAUGAUGUGAAUGCCAAAGCAACAUGGAAGUUGUAGUUUUAAAACAUUAGGGGAUCUAUCUAUUUGACAGCCCUGCUAUACAGCAUUGUUGCUGAAUUUGCACAGUACAUACAGCAUGGACAGAUUUGCAGUGAGCAAUGGCGUUGUUAGGUUGCAAAAAGACUAUGAUCUUCAGCCCAAGGGUAAAGUAUGGUCUCUCCCGCAUAUACUCAUUUAAGCCUUUCCUAAAAUACCACACACUAUACAAUUUAUUAAAUCCAACCUUAAAUCCUACCAUGUUCUAUGAAUCACAUUAUGACACAAAAUCUUUGAAUUCAGAAUAUUAUAUAAACCAUACCUUCCGAUGUCUCUGUUUAAGAGGUACAGUCGUUAUUUUGCACCCAAAUACCUCUCUCCCUCUUUUCUAUCCAAAUGCACCUCUUUUCUAGGAUAUUCGUAUUGUUGUAAUUGUUCGUGUGUGAAUGUAUAGCAGCGCUUUACAAUAAUAAUUCUCACAGUAAUGUGUUUUUAAACUACAAUAAGUGAGUUUUAAAAUCAGUUUGUAUAAAUAAGAUACAUUGUUAUUGAUCUAAAUUGCAUUUUAGUUGAAUACAUUGUUGUUAGUAAGCCACCUAAAAUUACUCAGAACAGCCCCACCCCUGGCAAUACACCACUCACACUCCUAAAAUGAAAGUGACCCUCUUUGUCCAUUUGAAAUUAUUGGGAGGUAUGUAUAAACUUAUAUUUAUAAACCCCACUCUAGACUGAAUUAACUCUGCACUUGCAUCAUCAGGGCCGGACUGGCCCACCGGGAUACCUGGAAAUUUCCUGGUGGGCCGGCAUACUAUCAGGCCGUUGCACAGCCACCUAGUGUGCACUGGCCCACAAUUACACAGUAACCGGCUGGAGGGGAUGUGCUCCCCUCCUGUAGGUCACAGAAUGUAGCGUGGCCGAGCAGGCAGGCCGUGGUAAAGGAGCUUCUGUUUCCCUACCCGGUCUGACAGGAAGUGCUCAAAGAGAGCACAUGACUGCUUCCUGUCAGACUGGGUAGGGUAGGGAAACAGAAACUCCUCUACCGUGGUCUGCCUGCUGGGACACAGGAGGGCUGGGGAGGGAGCAUUAGGGACAUAUGGAUGCUGGGGAAGGGGCUAUAAUAGGACACGUGGGCAAUGGGUUCUAUAGAGACACAUGGGGGCUAUAGAGACACAUGGAGGGCUCGGGGGGUUAUAGGGACACAUGAAGGGCUGGGAAGGGGUGAUACAGACACUGGGAAUGGUAUAGGGACACAUGAAGGGCUGGGAGGGGGGCUAGUGGUACACAUGGAGGGCUGGGAGAGAGAGCUAGUGGGACACACGGAGGGCUUGGAGAGAGGGCUAAUAGAACACAUGGGAGGGCCAGGGACGUAUUAGCCACAAGGCAAACAAGGUUUUGUCAUGCCUAGGGCAGCACAAAACCAGGACACACCAGUGGGGAGGGCUCAUGGUUCACAUGUGGGGAUGCUGCUGAGACACAUGGGAGGGCUAAUAAGACAUACAGGGCUGGGAGGGGGUAAAAGGACACAUGAAGGGCUAAUAGGACACAUGGAGGGCUGGGGGCAAUGGGACACAUGGGGGGGCUACUGAGACACGUGGGAGGGCUAAUGAAACACAUACAAGGCUGGGAGGGAGCUAAUGGGACAAAUGGGGGGAUAAUGAUACUUCAUAUUAAAGGGACACUAUAGUCACCAGAACUACUACAGUUUAAUGUAGUGGUUCUGGUGUCUAUAGCCUGUCCCCGUAAGCUGAGCACUGUAAAUGCUACCUUUUCAGAGAAAAGGCAGUGUUUACAUUGCUGCCUAGGAACAUCUCUAGUGACAGUCACUCAGACGGCCACUAGAGCUGCUUCCUAGUGCAGUGCUGCAUAGUGUGCCUGGGCCUGGGCUGUUCUGAGAAAUUUUAGGUAACUUACUAAUAACAAUUAAUGCAACUAAAUUUAAGUUUAGAACAAGAAUAAUGUAACCUAUUUAUACAGACUGAUUUCUUAAAACAUUUAUCGUAGUUUAAAGACACAUUACUGUGAGUAAUAUUGCUGUGAAGCUCUGUUACACACUCAGACACACCAACAAAAAGAAAAGAGAGAGGGGGGCGGGGCCGGGUCACCGGGCCGACUGGAAGCAGACAAGCAUGGCUCUGAGCCCGAUGGCUACAAUGGCUAUAAAACAUCAUAUAACUCACCCCAAAGUCAGACAUCCGAGCAUGCUGAGGUGAGAGAAUCACCCCAGCUUCAAAAUGGCACCUGUAAAGGGCCAACAGCACACCGGGAACACUGCCACGGUUAAAUCAGGCCAACCUGCCACCAUAAGCCUGCCUUAUGGCGUAAGAGUGAGACUUAGAGGCAGGUGGCCCCCUCGGAUGGGAAAUGCACCUCAGAGACAACUAUCCUCAUAGAGGACUACGCUGACUUAGGGAAUGGCCCCGUUCCCCCCGGCCUCUGGGUAUGAGGUUAGGGUUAGGGUUAGGGUUAGGGUUAGCCCUGUGGGGCAGGAGUGCGCUGCCCUUCUGGCGGACCGGUGGCCGUGGGGGUCAUGCACCGGCUCCAAGUGUGAGGCUGGUACCGGGAGAGACUUGGGAGUGCGCACUCUAUAGGGAACAACACGGUGCUGGGGAGGUGCAGGGGGCGGGCGGGCUGCAGACUUUGUGGUGGGGUCAAGUGGACAGUCUCAGCCCCUGAGUGCCCACGGUGCCGCGGAGGACCUGGCUGGUGGGCUGGGGUCAGUGUGGGGAAGGCGGAAGGAGGCUUAGCAACCCUGGGACUGUACUGUAGCAGAGGCAUGUGAGGCCUCCCUAGGACUGCCACGCAGGAUGACAUCUUAUGCUACAAUGCCCCCGGGGGCUUUAGUUUAAUGUUGUUAUCUAGUGCUUGCUUAAAGGACCACUCUAGGCACCCAGACCACUUCAGCUUAAUGAAGUGGUCUGGGUGCCUGGUCCAGCUAGGGUUAACCCAUUUUUUCAUAAACAUAGCAGUUUCAGAGAAACUACUAUGUUUAUGAAUGGGUUAAGCCUUCCCCUAUUUCCUCUAGUGGCUGUCUCAUUGACAGCCACUAGAGGCGCUUGCGUGCUUCUCACUGUGAUUUUCACAGUGAGAGCACGCCAGUGUCCAUAGGAAAGCAUUAUGAAUGCUUUACCCCUUUCCUCCUUAAAGAGCCGGGCGGGAUUGGGACCCUGAGGGUGGGGGCACCCUCAGGGCACUAUAGUGCCAGGAAACCGAGUAUGUUUUCCUGGCACUAUAGUGGUUCUUUAAUAACCUGAUUGCUGCAUUAUAUGAUGACUAGCUACAUGCCCACAACCUUAACUUAAUGACACAACAUACUUACUCCGCAUAUAGACAUUGCUUACAGCAGAUUGAUAUGUUAUAUGAUGAAUAUACUCAUGUUCAUAACUUAGCUUACAAUUGAAUAUGUAUUUUAUGGCACACUGCCUCAGCGGGCUUUAUUUAUUACUGCUUAUUUAAUGGCAAAAGGCACAAUACAUACUUUAUUAAUUACACAUAAGGCCAUCAGCCAUGAGCACUCUGAUGUUUAAUUGUUGAAUAUCGUGUAUUAUGCACAGGUGUACCGUGCAUUUUGAGCCUUAACCUGAUAGGACUAGCCUAUACGGUCCACGCAUAUGUAUGCGGCAAAUAAAAUGUUUAUUAUUAUGCCCAUGCGAUUAGUUAGUGAAUACAUAUAGAGGACACAUAAUUUGGGCAUUGCUGUUAGCCUGAAUUGCUGCAUAUAAAGAUGUACUGCGUUUUCCAUGAGGAUAAGUUAAACGUAUGCUUGUUGUAUAUUUUAGAUUCAGUUAUGCCUAUAUUAUUUGACUUUUAUGUUACUGUUAUAAUUUUGCAAGGAAUUACUGACAGCUUAGAACCUGACUUUACAGUGAUGACUUAAGCCUAUGUGUCUUAUUGCUAUUACAGGCUUUAAUUAUCAGCAUAUCACCAUAUUAAUUUGUCACAUAGCCAAGUGCAGAUCAGGCAGCCCAUGGCCUGCGCUGACUGCUAAUACUAAAUGAGGGAAUAGAGCUCAGUCUGAAUGACACACAGAAAGAUACUUAUGCUAUACAGAUUUAUGGUAGUGCAGAAUACAGUUUAAUCUGUGUUUAACGCUCCCUUAUACGCUGUCGUUUUAAGAACAUAUAGGUUGUUAUUAGCGUUACUGUUAGUAAUGUUAGUAAAAUACUGUUAAUUAAUCAGACUAAAUCAUUUCAGCGCAGUAAACUAUGCCGACACUUGUUAACUGUAACUGACUUAACGAUGCCUGCAUCUUCAGCUUUCUAAGCCUAUGCGUAGGCGACCAUACACCUUAUGUGACCUUUCCCUGACUUAUUACGCCUCUGCGCAGGCAUCCAUGCAUUAAUUUUUUUAAUUUGCUCCAUAUCUGCUAUCAUCUUGCAUAUAAAAUUUAAAACAGAAAAGAGAGAAAUUAGGAUAGGGAAAAGGGACAGAGGGACUUGGGCUCAAAAUAGGGACUGUCCUUCCUAAAUAGGGACAGUUGGAAGGUAUGUUAAAGUGAUACUGCCACAAAUGAUGUAAUUGGAGGUGUUAUCUCUCAGUCUCUCAGCGGUGUAUAUCACUCUCAAUAUUAUAAGGGAUUCAAGGCCAACAAUAAAAGGAUGCCAAAAUUAGACCCAGGGCUUUCCAGGACCUCAAAGGGGCUCCAACCUAUGUCAGUCAACCCUAGAAGUGACUAAUUAUGCAAACAAGGUUAUUUACCAACGUGAAAAUUGUCAUAAAUUCAAAGUAAAUUCAAAGUGAAUUUUUAAUAUUAGACCAAAAUAGUUAAAUAGAAAGCAUAGCUGACUUGGACAUUUUUUCCAAUUUGCCUAAUUUUGCCUUAAAUUUAAAAUUCACUUUGAAUUCACAAUAACUUAUUAACUUUCACUUUAAUAAAUCACCUUGUAAGUUCUGGCUGCAUUUUUCCUUUGCAUAUAAUGGUCAAUAGUGAUACUUAAAAUCAUGCCAACGACUCAAAGCCAGAGCAAUCUUGAGGAAUUGCAUUGCAGGUGACAACAUUGCUACAUACACAGCAUAUGUUUUCUAUGUUCUGUUAUGUUUGUUGAUAAAGUACAGUGAGAGAGAAUGAAUCUUCAGUAAGCAAUGAUAUUGACAGAGAGAGACAAUCAUGUAGUGAAAUAAAAGGGAGGGGAAGGAUGAGUAAGGAAAUGAAAGCAGUAUUUUCUGCCUGGCUCCCUGCCAAGACUACAAGUUAUAUCGAUACUGGGGAGUCCAAGGUCGCCAGUGACGGCAGAAAUACCAGGCAUCUCUUAUGGGUGGGGUCGGAGGCAGCAGAAACACGUUUGUAUUACAUUAGAUUAUCACGUUCAAUGUCAUACAAUGACAUGCCCCACUUUAAAGUUACCCUUCUCCAUAACAAUGAUUCCAAAUUCCUUAAAAUUCACCAGAAUUUCAGCAAUGCUAUUUCACAGUGCAUUUUUCUGGGUUGCUGGAUAUUAUUAUUAUUAUUUGCAUUUAAAUAGCGCCAACUUAUUCUGCAGAAAGGGAAUAUGAAGAAGGCCCAAACAAGCUCACAGUCUAGGAGAAUAGGAAAGUGAACAUUUUAGAGAGAUUGAAUAAAACUCUAGAAAGGAAUAGGAUAAAUAAAUGUGUUAAAUUUUCUCAUUUGCUAAUUACAAAGAGCCUUUGAGUAAAUAGCAGUUGGAUUUCAGCAUGAUUUUACAGAGUAACAAUUUAAAAUGCUAUUUCAGCCCUUAGGAAAUAGUUUGUGAUCAUUAUAUUUUAUACAGUCAAAGGACUAUUAACCAAAUAAAAAAGAAAUAAAACUAUAACAACAAAAAAAUUUAGUUGCAUUUUGCACCCCAAGACCCAAAACGACUUUGGUUUAUUUUACAGCUUUUCACCUAAAUAAUUAAAGGAUUACUGAAACCACCAUGACCAUGACCACCGUGGGAUAAAUAGUAGAGCAUCAAAUGUGCCCUUAAAGGAUUGAACUAGUCAUGGUGGAAGACGUCUGUAUAACACUGCACCUCCAGAUAUAUUGCAAUUGUGUACAUGUGACUUUGGCAGCCUAGAACGCUGUCUAAUGUCAGUUUUGUGCAUAAAAAAAAAUGUCUGUCAUCAGUGCGCACUGCUUUUUCCCUUGUAGGCAGAGCCGGUAAGUGGAUGCUCUUGUCUGCCCUACCUCCCUCCCACAUGAUUGUAGUCCUCCCUGCCUCUCUUUCCCCCUCCCCAGAACACGUGCAUGCUUGCAAAGCCAGUUAAAUCCUCCAAUCUAAGGUUUCUCUAUAAGAAUUUGACUGGAUCUUGGUGUGGCUCUCAUGACAUCAGACAGGGUGCGCUAUGCAUUUCCAGAUGCUUUGCUUUGUGCUGGAUUAAGGUAAGUUAAUCUUGGUCCCAAACCUGCCAUAGACAUGGUUCGUCUUACCCAUCUGACUAAAGAUGUAAUUGCUUAAACAAAAGCCAUUUUAAUUUUAAGGAUAAUGAGUCAUUGUCACCCCACGAUUCUAUUAACUGGAGUACCAGAGUAACAACCCAAGUAUAAUGAUAUUUAGGGCAUGGAGGACGCUUAAAUCUGAUACCCUUCAUAAGUCUGCAGACUAAGGGAUGUUUGCCCACAGGGAAAAAUUCAAUAGGAGCGUGAUUUGCUGAGAUAGCUGGUCGAUAGACAUUAAUGGUGCGAUAAGCCUUGUCUGAGUCAAAUGAGACUGACAAAAAAUUUCAAAUGUUUGCUAAAUCAGAACGGGAUCCACAGCCCAUUCCAUGCACCAGUUAAGCCAAAUUUUCCAGGCUGAUCUGUAAUUUGCACGGGUACCUGGUGCCCAUGCUUCUGAGAGAAUGUCUCUAGUUGAGUUUGAAAAUUCACUACGAGAUUCGUAUGACCCCAGAUGAGAGAUGCUAUUAAAGGUAGUUGGCCUGAUAGUACUAGAGGAUAAAGAUUUCCCUCCGGAUCGCAAAGAGCAUUCCGACACAUCUGUAUGAGUUGUGGGUAGUCUAUCAGCAUGCUGAGAAGCUGAGGGAACCAUGGUUGUAAUGGCCAGAGAGGGGUUAUUACCACUAGGGUUGAUUUCUGAGACCAUGCUUUCAGAAGUACCCAAGAUAUCAUCGCAAAUGGGGAAAUGCAUAAUUGACUCCGUCUUUCCAGCAUUGGAGGAAUGCAUCCUGAUCUGCUGCCUCUGGAUCCGGAUGCCAACUGAAAUAUUUUUCGAAUUGACGAUUGAGUCGUGAUGCAAAGAGGUCAUAUUGAAACGGACCCCACAGGGAAAGUAGUCGGAAGAUGUUGGGAUCCAACAUCCAGUCGCUGUAAUCUACUAGGAAACUGGAAUUCCAAUCUGCUACUGUAUUGGAAAGGCUGGGAAGAUAGUCUGCUCGUAAAACUAUGUUUCGAUCAAAGCAAAAGUGACAAAAAUCUUUGGCAAUGUUCGCCAGUUGCUUGGAUUUUGUACCUCCUAAGCGAUUUAUGUAUUGGACUGCUGAUAUGUUGUCCAUCUUGAGAAGAAUACAGCAAUGGGAUUUAUGUUUCGCAAAGCUGCGUAGAGAGAAAAAUACUGUCAUGAGUUCCAGGCAGUUUAUAUACAUACUCGUCCCUUCUAGAGACUAUUUGCCUCCUACAGAAUUGCCUCCACAAUGGGCUCCCCAGCCUACUCAACUCUAUAAUCAGAUCUAGGAAUGAAGUGAAAAUGGCUUUCCCGUUCCAAAUUUGAACAUGAUCUAACCACCAGAAUAGUUCUGUUCUUGUCUCUGGAGUCAAAGAGAUUUCGUCUGAAUUAAGGAGACCGUUGUGUAGAUGUUCCCUUUUUAAUCUUUAAAGAGCCCGAUAAUGAAGGGGGGCCGGAAAAAUCAUUUGAAUCACGGCUGAUAAAAGACUUACGAUCCGUGCCAGAGAUUUGAUUGAAAUGAAUUCCUUGUUCAGAACUCACCUGAUCUCUUUCUAAAUCGUUUUCAAUUUCUGUGAUGGAAGACUGAGAGUGGCUAAAUUGGAAUUCACUAGAAAUCCCAAAAAUUAUAUUUCCUGAGAGGGAGUUAAAAUCGAUUUCUCAUAAUUUAUUACAAAGCCAAGGCUUCGUAACAGAUUCAAUGUACAUUGAGAAUGUAGUUGAAGAGUUUGCACACUCUGUGAAAUAAUCAAUAUGUUGUCUAGAUAGAUUAUCAUUCUCACUCCCCUGCUUCAAAGCAGGGAUACUACUGGUUUGAGCAAUUUGAUGAAACACCAAGGUGCAGAGGAUAAUCCAAAUUGCAAUGAUGUGAAUUGCUAUUUCUUACCUACCUAUAUGAAUUGUAAAUAAUUCUGACAUGAAUGGUGAAUAGGUACCGUGAGGUACACACCCUUCAAAUCUAUUUUGAUCAACCAGUCGAUGAGUAUUAAUAGGUCUUUCAGAUAAUAAAUUCCCUCCAUUUUGAAAUGGUGGUAUCUGACAAAAUUGUUUAAAGAUUUUACAUUUAUGACUGGUCGGUGACCAGAAUCUUUCUUUUUCAACAAGAAUAAAUUGCUUAUGAAUGAUACAAAUUGCUUAUGAAGCCUUGACUGUUCAUGGGCACCUGCAUGAUGGCAUUUUUUGAGCAUACAUUUAAUAUUUCUUGAUGGAACAGAGCUUGGUCUUGGAUCGAAAAUGUUAUCGGGAAAGGUAUUUUUCUUUGAACGGGAUAUGAUAUAAAAUCUAUUUUGUCUCACGCCUCCAAAUGUGUAUGGUCCCAACAAUGGCUACAUAUAUUGUGCAUUUCAAGGACUGGCUCGUUUUACCCUUACCCUGCACUUGUGUCUUGCUAGUGCUCGCAUGCCAACUCUAGCGUGUUAAGUUCAGCACACCUGUUUUCUUUAAAUACUAUGAUGCUAAACGUGUUAUUCAUAGGUUGAAACGUGUUAUCCAUAUGUUGGAAAGCUUAAACAAUAUAAAAUGAGGCCGUUACUCAUAGGAGAUGUUUACUCUGUGUUAGUGUGUACCUAAUCUGUAUAACUACCGUACAUCCCCUUCUCUCCAUUCUGUACCCCUAUUAACAUCUGCCUCAAUAAAAGAAAGAUUGACAAAAAAAAUCUAUUUUGUAUCCCAGAACAGUGUCUAGUAUCCAAGAAUCGUUUGUAAUCUGACUCCAAACGUGAACAUAACAGGUGAGUCUGCCCUCUAACCCUUCUAGGGAAGAAAGGGGAAUUGUUGUACUUGCUGGAUGAAGAUCUGAAGCGAGAUAUUCCCCGAUGGCCACAUAGUGGGAAGAAUGGAGUUGUUUGUUGGGUGGGCUGAAAGGUGUUCCUUGGAACCUGUCUAUGUUGAAAGUAACAGCUGGAAGAGCGGUUCCUUCCUCUACCAGCCCUUCCAAAAACCUUAGGGUUGAAUACUUUCCUCAGAGAUGACAUAGGGAGCUAAAUAAAUUAUAGACACGUGCAAUUCGUUUCGGUCCGCAUAUGAAUUCGGAUGAAUUUUGGGCAAUUCGGACAUUCGGGUACUUCAGAAUGUCCGAAUUGCCAAAGUGCCGUAUUGCUGAGGUCCCGAAGUUUCGAAAUUACCGAAGUUUCGAAAUUACCGAAGUUCUGAAGUGCCGAAGCACAGUAUUGCCUAAGUACUAAUAUACUUACCCAGUGAAAGAAGAAUAAUGUUACAUUGUAUACAAUUUUAAAUAAAAAAGUAAACAAACAUAGCCAGGAUUCAGCUGUAAGCAUUUGCAACACUUACAACAAUCAAGUAACAUACAUUCAUAUAAAAUGUAAGUUACUUGGCCAGUCAAUGUAAUGACAGGAAUGAAUAAGUAGAUAACUCCCUAAUUCCCACGAAAUUAGGGAGCUAUCUACUAAAAUGCUGAAAGACCUAAAUUGGUCUUUCAGCCAAAUUUACUAAUACUAAGUAAAGAUUACUUAGUAUUAGUAAAUUAUGCCCCUACUCGCUAUACCGCGAGUAGGGGCAUGUCUAUUAAACAGCCUGUGGCUGCUCAUUGUUAAAAAAAAAAAAAAAAAACCUAUUGCCACCCCUGAGCGGCGGGUGGGGGCCCUAAAUUGGUAUAAGCGGGGGGGGACCUAAUGUCCUCCCCCCCGGCCCCCACCCCUGAGCGGCGGGUGGGGGCCCUAAAUAAAUUUUAAAAAAUUUAGGGCCCCACCCGCCACUCAGGACAGGGGACCGGGGGGGCAAUAGGUCCUUCCUUUAGUUUAAAAGCCCAGUGAGGCUGCUCACUGUUUACUAGACAGACAUGCCCCUACUCACGAUAUAGCGAGUAGGGGCAAAAUUUACUAAAACUCAGUAAUUUUUACUUAGUAUUAGUAAAUUUGUCUGAAAGACCAAUUUAGGUAUUUUAGCCUUUUUGUAGAUAACUCCCUAAUACCGUGGGAAUUAGGGAGUUAUCUACUAAGCGGCUGCAAGAGAAGUUUCUGAAGUGCCAAAGUUCCGAAAAUCCGAAGUGCCGAAGUUGCCAAAUUCCGAAGUGUCGAUGUGCCGAAGUUCCGAAUUGCCAAAGUCACGAAUUUCGGAAUGCCGAACCGAACCAAAGAUUUUUCCCAUGCACAUGCCUAAUAAAUUGACAUAUUUAUUAAUGUCUUUAAUAAAGGAUUCUCCAAACAGGUGACCUUCAGCCGCUGGUCCAGGUUCAGAAGUUGUUAAAUUCAAAAACUGAUGGUCAAUUUUUAUUAAAAUAGACCUGCUGCGUUCUCUUGUCAGAGCUGCGUUAGCAUUUCCCAAAAAGCAUAUAAUGCGUUGGGUCCAACCUCUUAAAAUAUCUAUGCUGGGAGGAAUUCCAGAAGUUUCAGUUUGUUCUAAAGUCUCAAACAUUUUUGCCACAGGACCAGAUAUGUCCAUUAAUAUAUCUUGCCAAAAUUUUAGUGAUCUGUCAAGUCCUUUAGUUUUGUUCUUCCCUGAUUUUGUUAAAAAAUGCACAAUAGUGGGAUCUAAAUCAGGGGUCUGUGCGACUUUCUUAGACAAAGUCGGUCUAGGGCAUUCAGCUCUUAGCUUAUUUCUAGCCGCUUGGUCAAGGGGUUUCCUCAACCAGCAUUCAAGAUAUUUGGCUACAUGAGCUGACUUAGGGUGCUUAAUAUGGUCUGGGUCAAAUGAUGGUUUCCCAUUAACAUCCAUUAUAAUAUUCUCUUCAUCAGCUUUAAAGAGAAACUCAGGUGCCUCUGAAACAGAUGAAUAAUUUGAGGCAGAAUCAGAUGCAGAUUUUUCAUCUUCUGAGUUUGAAGAUGAGUCCUCAUUCGAGGAGGUUUUACAGUUGUCAGGUUUGCUCCUGUGAAUGGCCUUACGAGCUCAUCUGUCUUCUUCAUGAGCAGAAGGUCUUUUGAGUGAUUGAUUGCAUUCUUCGGUUUUGCGUGAGACACGCAAUUUGUUCUGAUCUUGGUCAAUCCGCAUCCCCUUAUGUGACUUAGAACAGCCAAGGGAUUCUAAAGGACCAUGAAAGCAGUGUUUGGAUUUCUGGGUGGCCUUCCUAGACCUCCUGAAUCCCUGAGCUAAAUUCCAUUCUGACUCCACAGAUGACCAGAUCUAGUCUGAAGAAGUAUUAAUUAAGUGAGUCUUAUCACUAGGUUUUGAAUUGCUUAUGGCCUGAGCCACAGACUUUGCAAAUGUUUCUUGCAUGGAAGUCAUUGCAGUAUAAAUUGCAGAUGAAAUUGAUUUGUGAAUGGAUAAGUCUAUAAUAUUUUGUAAAGAAUCCUCAGUGAAGAUUUCACAGUCAUGAGUAGCACCAGGUUUUGGUGACUGAGAAGGAGUUUGUCUAAUUUCUUUAGAAUUUAUAUUCAAUAUUGCAACAAAUUGUAAUUUGUAAUUACUAUUAGUAAAUAGUAAAAUAAUGUUGCAAAAGAUUAGGUAAAAACCUGACAGGAAAGUCAAAUAAUUUCAAACUUAUAAUAAUUACCAAUAAAGAGCAACAAAGUUGUGGAGAAGCUGUGCUGAGGUAAAGUGGGCGGGAAUGUUAGCUGAGAACCAACUAACAGGAAUUCCCAUCCAUAAUAAAGUCAUCAAUCUAUGAGGGACUACCUGAAAUUGUGUGUGCAGCAAUUCGCAUGAAAAACUGUCAAAAUAAACUGAACAGUGAAAUACACGUUCGUACACAAAACCCGCAAACGCGAGUAUAAUAAACUAACACAAAAAAACAAAUGGCUGCGAUUCUUGAGUAAACCACCGAACGCGAGUUUCGAAAUAACUGAAAAUUAACAAUUCGUAUGAAAACUACCGAACGCGGACAAACUGCAAACUCACUUCAGAUGAAAAGGCGCGAAUGCCAGUGUGUAUGAACCAAAUAUAUAUAUUAAACAAAAAAAAAUAGAAAAAUAUAUAAAAUUACUUCAGAAAACAUACCACAUAAAGGAAUAAAUAUAUUUAACCAAACCAGAAGGUAUUAUUAUAGAAAACAGUAGCAUAAGUGAAUAUAUAUAGAAGGCUUGGCCUGUAAUUGUAGGAGGUACAUUUUUUUUCCCUACUUAUGCCCCGUGAGCCCCUACUCACCCGUCAGCGACAUUUCCAGAAGUACCCCUCCCACUGCACCCUCGGUUUAAACAUAAUUUCACCUAGGUGGGCCCUAUUUUACAGGUCUAACCUCACGUCAGUUUCGGCACACCUCAGCUGUCUUUGCUCUUUCUAAUACUGUUUCUUUCUUAUUAUUUAUUUGUUUCCUUACGUCCUCGAAAUGUGCUUAUCUCUCCUGGAGCAGCAAAGAAAGAGGAAGAAUAUUGGGGAUCAUUCACUAUAUUGACUAUGCCGGAUGCUGAUUGGCUCCUGAGUGUUCCAUUUGAGUUACUUUGUUUUUUGUCUUUUAUUCACUAAACUUUAUUGAAAAAAUGUCUUUGCUACUGGAGUUAAAUAAAGAAAGUUAAUGCAUAAUACGAGCCUCCUGUCUUGCUAUAAAAUUCCCAGAAACCCUUUCUUUGAGUAGAACGGAGGCUGGGCACAGACAGCUUUGAAAUCUGUUCGUCACUCCUUUCCCCUACAAAUUAUUCAGGCAAACAGAUUUUCACAGAUUUAUACCCCUUGCAGUGCUGGGGUAAACAUUUCGGAUUUGGCUGAAACAAAGCCCUGUUAUGUGAAAUGUAUUGCUAAGACUGUCUUGAUUUAAAGGUUUUGCCUAACUAAUUGUCAUGAUGGGGCUAUGUUAACAUUGAUAUUUGCAUGUGUUUGUGUGUAUUUUGCCUUUUUAUGGAUUAAUAGCAGCAACGUUAAACUUGCAAGAUUUUGUUUUGAUUUUUUUUUAACCUAAAUGAAUAGACUUAGAGAUUUAUUUUGGGCUAAAAGGCAGUUCUAGCCUGCCACAUGCCAGAAUCUUGGGGAAACCGACUUCUGGCAUCAGAAAAGAGGGGAUGGAAUGGAGAAAAGGCUGCUUUGUUUUGUUUUAUUCAUUUCUGGUGAGGCAAAUAAACCACUAACUUACCAUGACUGCCACCACAACCACUUACACAUCUGUAGGGCUCCCGCCUCCCAGUGCCAGGACUGCCAGCACAACUACUUACACAUCUGUAGGGCUCCCGCCUCCCGGUGCCAGGACUGCCACAACAACAACUUACACAUCUGUAGGACUCCAGCCUCCCAGUGCCUGAACUGCCACCACAACCACUUACACAUCUGUAGGGCUCCCGCCUCCCAGUGCCCGAACUGCCACCACAACCACUUACACAUCUGUAGGGCUCCCGCCUCCCAGUGCCAGGACUGCCACCACAACCACUCACACAUCUAUAGGGCUCCCAGUGCCCGGACCACCACCACAACAACUUACACAUCUAUAGGGCUCCCAGUGCCAGGAAUUAGCUUAUUGGUCAAGAUUCCUGUCAUCAUUCAUAUAAUUUUCCCUCCCUUUCUCUUGCGUUGCCACUUUUCUGAAAUCUGAAGCACUUCGGAACUUCGGCAAUUCAGCACUUCGGCACUUUAGCAUCCGAAUGUGCGAAUUUCACGAAAUUCGACUGAAUAUACAUUCGGAGUGAAACGAAUUGCACAUGUCUAAUAACUUCCCCUAAAAAAGGAAAAUCUGGGAAUAUAAUAGAAACAAAUAGCACUUAAUUUAAGCAAUCUAGUUAGAAAAAUGGGGAUAAUAGAUACAAAUUAGUAGCAGUUUAUUGAGUUGAUACACACAUAUCCAGUGUCUCAGAAGGCUUUAUUGGAUAUAUGCCAAUUACAUCUCUGGAUGAAACGAUAGCUGCUACUAAGUAAAAUUACAGGCUGAGAGAUUGUGUGGGGAGGUGCAAAGAUUUGAUAGCUGUAUCUCUAAUAUUCCCAAAUAGAAUAGAAUAAUUGGAAGCACAAUAAUAGAAAAAAAACUAUAGGUAGCUGUAACUGGAUAGUUAUUAUGUAAUUCCUGCUCAUGCCUCACAAAAAAGUAGAAAAGUAUAAGCUAUAAUAGAUGGAUAAUAAGAAUAGAAUUAGUGAGUAAAUAAGUCUGAGUCUCCCUCAUUAGUACAUCUGAAAGAAAUGAAGAGUAAAUAGAAUACACAGGGAAAAGGAUGAAUAAAUCCACUCAAAAAGAUAAUUAAUUUAAAAUACAACAAAUAAUAAGAUGGACAAAAAAUUAAAUAGAAUUUCCUUCACUAAUAUAUCUAAAAUAUAUAGUGAAUAGGUCAAGAACACAGAGAUUAUCUAUCUCCAAUGGCUGUCCCUAUAACACUCCUCAAUAAUUCUAAAGUGUCACAUAACUAAUUCUAUAGCAUACAUAAAUAAACUCCACUUACAAAGAUUAGUAAAAUCUGCAGCUAAGCUACCUAGGUUAAAUUACCAGAUAGCUAAUACCUCAUCUGCCUCAGCCCACUACCUCCCACUAAGUAAUAAACCUCUCAAUCUCAAAAAACAAUCUCAAAAGAAAAUCCCCAUAUGCACCCUCUUAAAAAAUGAAACAAAAUUAAAGGUGCUACAAGGUGCUCGAAGUGCUCAAAGUGAAAGAACAAUUAAGAGGCUAAAGGCCUGACGCAUGUCUCGGUGCCAAAAUGCACCUUCGUCAGGGAAGAUUUUUUUCCCCAACCUUUACAUGCUACUUCCUCUGGCACUGCAGCUCCUUCUACCACAGCUAGUUUAAGUCUACUUUCCCUACCGGUGCAAAUAUAGCACUUUUACUUCUGGCCCUAGUAUAAAUGGAAAGGCAAAGGGCCGAGUAUUACAAAAACAAAGCAAAGUUGGAUUACUUUGAGUCAUUCCAAAAAUGCCGACUUGCAAACUACCAAUUGUGCUGCAAGGAACUGAAUAGGAGGCAAGUAAUGGAUCAUCCUGCUAGAGCUAGUCUGAAUCAUCAUCUGAAAAGACACUAUUACUAAGGGAGGCAGCAGGUUCACUGUUGCUGUAUCUGAUUUUGCACAGUUGUCAAAACCUACCAACCGUGAUACCCCUCCAAUACUGUGCUGUGUUCAGUGUAGUUAAACACAAUUGCAUUACAGUAGUAGAUCCACCAACCAGCAAUCCAUUUUCCAGCAGAAACACAAGGCAGGGUAAAACCACUACAAUGACAGGCAUCUUUAAAAAGGGAAGCAACAGCGCCUGCUCCACUGCUACCAUCCAUUGACAGAGGUGGGGACAUGUUGAGGAUAGUGGCAAUCAUUAGUAGAUUCAAAGAGGAAAGUUAGACAGUGACAGACUUAUCAUCCCAGGGAAUUGUCCACCAUACUACUCUUGAACAAUUUGUUAGACUUCAUUUCAGGGCCAUGUUUAAACAUCAAUCUAACAGAGCCACCUGCUUGAUUGCUCAGGUUUAUGGAAUGCACCUACUGUCUAGCAUACCCUGUUUUUCUUCAUGGCACACUGGUGGCAGCCCACGGUGCUUGGAUAUGGUAGUGGAGGAGUACCCACCUUCUGCAAACCAUACUUGAAUGUUGCAGGAGGAUUGAUGAGCAUUUCCCCCAUAAUUUUGAGGCAGGAGCAAGAGAGAUGAGGGCUUCCCAUUUACCAUCUAUGACAAAAAGUGGAACUAUUCUUUAGAUAAGGUGGAAAGCAUUUUGUAACAGCAAAUGGCAAUCCACAGUUUAUCUUCCCACCACUCUGUUGAUGUUGACUGCUCACUGGGCAGAAUCUUUGACCCACAGUAAGGCCAGGCAAUAUUGUAGUCAUUUUUGCAUGUUAUCACAGUCAUAGGCACCAUUGUAUUUGCUGAUAGAAUUUCUUCCCUGAAUUUGUUCUGCCGCCCCUAAAGAGAAAAGCAUUUUGGCUGCAGUGAUUUGGAAGACGUGCAAAAGUCUAUAAAAUAACAAUCACCAAAUGAAGAUCCUGCUGAUUUAGUAAAGUGUUUAAUAAAUACAUGUAUACAAUGCUGCACAAAAGCCGUUCAGUUUAUAAACAAUAACAAUUAUAAUAAUAGGCUGGGAACUUAAAAACUAGACUGGAUUUCAGUAUGUGCUGCUGAUUCUGGUGAUAACUAGAACUGGUUUGCCGUUGACAAGUAAUUUUUGCUUUGGGAUUCACUGACUUCACACACCAGUGUUUUAAUGGAAGUAGGGCCCACAAAUGCAUCAUAGACCUUAGAGCAUGGUAAUAAAAUGUUCUUCCCACAGACAGCUGUCCUGCAAUAAACUAAAGAGUCAAUAACAGAUUAAUAUGCUAUAGGGAUAUGCAGUUAGUUCCCUAUCAAAGCAACAAAAUAACAGCAAUGGCCAGUAGAUGCCUGCAUGGACCCCCAUGAACCCCCAAGCCCCAGGAUCUAAUACUGCACUUCCAGAUAAAUAACCAGAGGAGGUGCUCUCCUGGGUUACCCUUCUAUCUAACACAGGCAAAUGAAAUCAAGAAAGCAGGUUAAUAAAAAAGCAAGGGGUACAAGGAUCACAACUGUUGUAUGUCUCAUGAGGCACAAGUAUUUUUACUUAGGGGUGAUGGUGAAGAGGAAAUCCAUACUAUGGGUAAUGGGGCAAAGAGCAUAUUUAUAGCAUUCUGGUUGUUAAGCGAGGCACAGAUUAGAUAGAGAUUUGUUAAAGAGUCACUGUAGUCACUUUGACUGCUUUAGUGGUUAUAAUGUAAAGAGUCCCCUGGCACUAUCCUGCCAGUCAAAGUAAAAUAACUUUAAUGUGUUAGUUGUACAUAAGUCCAUCCCCUCUGUGCUGCUUCAGCUAAUAAACAAGCAAUAGCCUGAGCACAAUUGAUGGCUGUAAUUGGUUGAAACUAUCAGCUGACCACUUUUAGCCUAUCACAGCGUUAAUUUCUGGUAUGAAUUGAAGCUAUGUCUUAGCCAUACCUCCAGUAGACGCCAUGUUGUGGGUGACCAGGGACCCAUAUAUAUUGUUAAAGUGCAAAUGGAUGGACAGUGCCUGGGGACUCCAGGAGAUAUAACCAAUUAAAUGAGAUGAACUGACUAUAUUGCCUACAGUGUCCUUUUAAGCAAUUCUCAUGCCCAGCCAGGCCAAGGAAAAAUGUGUGUGCUUUAUUGACCACUUACAUCCAUCAUUUCAGGACAGCAGCAGUAUAUCACAAAACUAAAAUCAGGCAGCUUGGUUGCACGAUUGCAAUGCAUGGCCUGUAGCUUCAGCUCCAAUAGCCCCUAUGUUAAUCUGACUGUGCAGCUCUAUAUACAGGGGUCAAGUCCUGGGGAAAAAAGUGUGGGAACUCUCCCAAAAAAAAAACCAAAACACUUGUAUGUAUGUUUAUAUAUAUGUGUGUGUGUGUGUGUGUGUGUGUGUGUAUAUAUAUAUAUAUAUAUAUAUAUAUACACACAUACAUACACACGCGUGCACACACACUCACACAGUGGUGUAUUUUAAUUUUAUGCUGCCCUAGACAUGACUAUAGAGCACCCCCCUAAUCUAAAUUUACCACUCCUUCAUGUCAAGGGUGCACCGCUUCCUGAUUAAGAACCCACCCCUUCCUCUUUAGACUCCACCUUUUCCUGCUCCUUUUAAAGAAAUACUAUAGUGCCAGGAAAACAAAGUUGUUUUCCUGGCACUAUAAUUCCGUAUAGUGCCCCCCUCCUCUCAUGUCCUCCCCUCCCCCACUCGACACUGAAGGGGUUAAAAUCCUAUGGGUAUUUAGCAGAUGCUGGAUGUCCUCAUGCACAGGGUGAGGACGUCCAGCAUUAGUUAGGUGACUUUUGGUCACCUAACCACCCAAAAGUCCCUCUAGUGGCUGUCUGAUAGACAGCCACUAGACUUGGAGUUACCCCUCAGGUAAUUAUUGCAGUUUCUGAGAAGGUUUAAGGGGACUGGGAUACUGCACCCAGACCACUUCAAGGAGCUGAAGUAGUCUGGCUGCCUAUAGUGUCCCUUUAAGCACACUCUCUGACAGACACCCACACUGGCAGAUACACACUGUAAGUAACACACACAUACGUCACUGAUUUGACACACACAUUCACUGACACACACUCAUUCAUUGACAGAGAGACACACACUAAUAGUCACACACACACUAAAUGACAGACUCACUUAUUUGACAGAAACUUUCAAUAACGUAUGCACAUACAUGCAAUUGCAAACAUACACAUGCAUACACUAACAGAAGCACAUACACUCACAUACACACGUAUAAACGCUAACAGACAUAAAUACACUCCUACACACACUGAGACAAACAGACAUCCACAGACAGACAUCCACACAUCCACAGACAGACAUCCACACAUCCACAAACAGACAUCCACAAACAGACAUCCACACAUCCACAUCCACACAUCCACAAACAGACAUCCACAAAUCCACAAACAGACAUUCACAAAUCCACAAACAGACAUCCACAAACAGACAUCCACAUCCACACAUCCACACAUAGACAUCCACACAUCCACAAACAGACAUCCACAUCCACACAUCCACAAACAGACAUACAGACAUCCACAAACAGACAUCCACAAAUACACACACAGACAUCCACACACAGACAUCCACACACAGACAUCCACACACAGACAUCCACACAUCCACAAACAGACAUCCACACACAGACAUCCACACACAGACAUCCACACACAGACAUCCACACAUCCACACACAGACAUCCACACAUCCACAAACAGACAUCCACACAUCCACAUCCACACAUCCACAAACAGACAUCCACAAAUCCACAAACAGACACACAUCCACAAACAGACAUCCACACAUCCACCACAGACAUCCACAAACAGACAUCCACAAAACAGACAUCCACAAAUCCACAGACAUCCACACAUCCACAAACAGACAUCCACAAAUCCACAGACAUCCACAAAUCCACAGACAUCCACACAUCCACAAACAGACAUCCACACAUCCACAAACAGACAUCCACACAUCCACAAACAGACAUCCACAAAUCCACAAACAGACAUCCACACAUCCACAAACAGACAUCCACAAACAGACAUCCACACAUCCACUAACAGACAUCCACACAUCCACAUCCACACACAGACAUCCACACACAGACAUCCACAUCCACACAUCCACACACAGACAUCCACACAUCCACAUCCACACACAGACAUACAUAUAUACAACUUAAUAAUAUUAUAAAAAAAUUAACAUUUCCCACCCACCCACCCAGCAUCCCUACCUUUCCCUGGGGUCCAGUGGGGCUGCAGUGAGGACGGCUCUCUCCCUGUCACACGCGGAGAGGGAGCUGUGUGCUCUCUGCUCCCUCUCGCCGCGCGGGAUGUCUGCUGUAGCUGGGAGCCGGGUUGAUGACGUCAUAUUCCGGCUCCCAGCAUCAGCAGACAUCCCGCGCGGCGAGAGGGAGCAGCGAGCACACAGCUCGCUCUCCGCGUGUGACAGGGAGAGAGCCGUUCGCCAGGUGGCCCCCCCCCCCCAUGACAGGGGGAACACAGGGCAUUUGCAGGAACGCCAUUCCCACGCGUUCCUGCAGGACUCGAGCCCUGUCUAUAUAGACUAUCCUUAAUAAAUUAAUACCUUAAUAAUCAACAUGCGCCCAUUAAUAUGGAUAUUUCUUAUAAUCCCAAAGUAUAUAAGGACUCUGGAUAGCUGUUAAUGUUAAGACAGAAUGGGUGGCAAUGACAGAAUUGUUUUAUUGCAUAUUGUAGCGUGCACUUAACUUGUUUAUAUAUCUACAUGAGAUUUUUUUUUUUCCUGAAUGUGUGCAUAAGUUCACUGCUGUCCCUCCUUCUCUACCUUCUCUUUCAUUCUGAGUUUUUCUCUGUAGAACAAAUAAUCACUUCCCUGGCACAGAGCUUGUUACAGCCUGAAUCUCUCCAGUGUUUGGACUCCUGGUAUCCUAGACACAAGCCCUCAUGGCUGGGGGUACGAAACCAUACGAGAUGCUUAAAUAUACUGCCCCAUGGCAGGUGCUUUGCAGUGGCUUGGAAAGGAGAGAGCAGGUGAGUUAACAAGGGCGCUGAGCUGUAUUUCAAUUGCAUACAUGUUUAUAUAUUUUUGAGAUUAUAACAUUUGUCUUGUGCUUGGUGCUGUGCUGCAAGGAAUAUUAAAUCUUUUAUAUUGAGCACGUUACUGAGCAGAGAAUUACUGUCUAUGUCUUGAAAAGUUUACUUGUUUUUUUACUCUAUGGAAAUAGCGGUCAGUGUGACUGUUACUGUAUUGAAACGGAUUUCUUUUUUUUCAGUAUUGUGGGCUGUGUGCAUUGCUGCUUGUGCAACAAGGUCUAAACCUAGAACCUCAAAUCUGGGGUUGAGUCAGGAAUAACAUUAAAUGAAAAGGAAUUGGGAACAAUUGUAGCUAACAAACCAGGCAACAGUAUGUUAUGCCAGUCUGCUAUUGCAGUUUCUAGCAAAGUGUAGUUAUUUACAAAAAGUGGUAUUGAUUCAUGUGAUCAAAAUAUAAGUUUGCCUUUUUUAAAUCAGCGGUAAGACUCCCCCCCCCCACCUUGAAUAUGCAAUGCCAUUUGGGGCACCAGUUUAAAUAAGGAUAUUGCAGAACUAGAAAAAUGCAGAGGCAAGCUACGAAAUUAAAGAGACACUAUAGGCACCCAGACCACUUCAGCUCAUUGAAGAGUUCUGGGUGCAGUGUACCUGUCCCCCUUAGUCUUGUAAUGUAUAACAUUGCAAUUUUUGAGAAACUGCAAUGAUUACAUUGCAGGACUAAGACUGCCCCUAGUGUCUGUCAGACCGCUACUAGAGGCACUUCCUGGUGGUUAAGCAAAUUUUGGUUGUCUAACUGAUGCUAAACGUACUCAUGUUCUGCGUCAGUUACCUCCCUAUAGGAAAGCUUUGAAGCAAUGCUUUUCAAUGGGGAGGGCCUAAUGCGCUCAUGGUGCUAGUCAUGCAUGCGCCCUAGCCACCCCAUCAGAUGAUGUCAGAGGAGACGGAACAUCGACCCAAUGCCGAGGAAAACCGACGCUUGAAUCAGGUAAGUGUUGCAAGGGUUUUUUAACCUUUGCAGUGCAGGAGGGGGAUGCGUGUGUGGGGGGACUAGAGGGAACUAUAGUGUUAUGAAUACAACGUUGCCUUCCUUACACUACACAAUCCAUAAGGGGGAUGGAAAACAUUAGCUAUGAGGAAAGGCUAGAAAAUAAUUUAUUUGUAUUCUUUAGAAAAAAGGUGACUCAGAGAUGUGAUAGCACUAUAGAAAUAUAUAUAGCAUGAUUACAAAGUUCUAGGUGCUAACCUGUUCAUUAGCAGGAAUAUACAACAGACAAAGGGUCACCCAUUGAGACUGGAAGAAAGGGGUUCACUGACAGCAGAGGAAAGGAUGCUUUACAGUCAGAACCAAAACGAUGAAGAAUUUGUCUUGUCAAGUUCUGUAAUAUAUAUAUAUAUAUAUAUAUAUAUAUUUUUUUUUUUUUUAAAGGCUUUGAUUUUUGGGGGGGAAGGGAAGGGGGGACAGAAUAUUAAUGGAUAUAUUUAACAUGUACAUUAAGACAAUAUAUGUAUGCCUUUAUGGGAGUCAAAAAGGAUUUUUUCCCAUUCUUUGGCCAUCACUUCAGAUUGGGUUUUUUGCCUUAUUUUGGAUCGACAGCAAAAAACUUAUGUGUUUUAAUUGUUGAGUCUGAUGCACUUAAGUCUUUAUUCAACCUAGAUUACUACGUAACUAUGUAGAGCAAUGUGCUAGAUGCAGUGCUUAAAGUAAACGGCUGUAACUGCGUUGGUUUUUUUUUGUGUUAGUGUUGAGUAGUGUUGUGUUGAAGCUCUGUCUUACUGUGUGUUUGUUGCUGUGUUUAAUUGAUCUGUCUUUGUUCAGGGCAGUGUGCUUGGUGCUGAAUGAGAGCUGCUGUCUACAGUUUGUUACACUUUUAGCAGUAUGAUUGGUGCUGUGUGGAACAGGGAAAUUAUAGUAUCUGUACGUUCCAUUACUCACAGGUUGGACCUAAUAAAAUAAAACGUCUUAUUGAUGCAUGUUGAAAGUGUGUAGGCAUACUAUAAUGUCACUGUGCUAAAGUCGUGACAGUAUGCUUACUGCUGUGUAAAAGUGUUACUUUUGAAAUGCAAUACGGUAUACUAGAAGUAUGACUGAAAAGGCAGUUUAUAAAAUAACUGAAAUGUGAAGCCUCACUAUCUCAAAUGUUAUCCUAUCUACAAUUGUUAUUAAAGCAAAGAUCAGAUAUUAUUUCAAAAUCAUAGAUCAUGUUAUUCUUCAUGUAUAUUGCUUUUUCUUUAAUUUUACUUUCUGUUUCAGUAUUCCUUAUUUUUGCCAUUUCACGAAUAAAUUACUAAGACACAACUUUUGUAUAUGCAGUUUUCUAGAUUUGCUUUACUUGCUGCACAUCUGAAUUAUAACACUCAUUUCAUAGCAUAAUUUUAUCACACUCAAAAAGGUAUUUACUAAAGUGAGAAUUCAAAGAGAAUUUAAAAUUUAAAGGAUCACUAUAGUGUCUGGAAAACAAACUUGUUUCCCUUACACUAUAUCAUCCUUAGGACCCCUCCACCCUCAGAAGCGCCUCCAGCGGCUGUCCGGAAGACAGCCACUAGAGGCUGGAUUAACCCUGUAAUGUAAACAUGGCAGUUUCUCUGAAACUGCUAUGUUUACAUCUGUAGGGGUUAAAACUUGGGGGACCUGGCACCCAGACCACUUCAUUGAGCUGAAGUGGUCUGGGUGACUGUAGUGUCCCUUUAAGACCAGACAAGCCAAACUAAUAGUAUAGUUGCUUGCUCAGCUCUAGUGUUCUUUAUUCUAUCUUGUUUGCACAACAUGUUAAACAACAUUUAUUACUUAGAAAGUUCCAACCAUGUCUUGAUUAUCUUAGCUGCAGCAUUUAUUCAGAGUUUCAGACAUGUUUGCCUAGCUUAAUGUUUCCAUCUCAAAAAAUGUGUAGAAUUAUCAAACUGUUUUGUCAUAUAACAUGUCUUGCCUGCUCUUGCUGUUGUGGCAUUGCAAGCUAGCCUGUAUCUUUUCUUGCAUAGCAUAAAAAAAAAAAGUAUAUAUAUAUUUGAAUUUUUUUCAGUUUGUAGAGAAUUUUUGCACAUUAGCUAUUUUGACUUCAAAUCGGAAAUUCACUUUGAAAUCUCACUUUAGCAAAUAACUCGGUGUCACAGUCCUUACUCACAGUUGUUUUAUAUCAUUGUUUCUAUACUUGCUGUAUACUCACUAACAUUCCAUUGACAUGAUACCAUUUAUGGUUUUGCAAUGAUAUUUAUUUACAACGCCUUGCCCAGCCACCAAGCACACUUAAUAAGUCACAAUCUGCACCUUAGACCAAAUUACUACUCACUCUUGACUUUAGAUCCCUCCUCUCCCCUGGGUGUGUCACCCUAAUGUCUCUCGGACUUUGCCUGCCAACCCUAAUCUAACACAUAUUCUAUAGUCAAAGUAGACGAGGGGCACAAGCUGGGCAUUGCAUUGUACCAGGACGUUAAGGUCAGUAAUUGAUUUUGGGUGCUUGAAAAAAGAACAAGAGAGGGUUAGGGGAUUCCUAUUAAGUGGCAGCAACUCCACAGUAAUACAGGCUGAUAAAAGGGGAGGAAUGGGAGGGGGGGUGAGAGGGGGGGCAAUACAGAAUGGUUAGGCUAAAACAGGAUAAAAUUAAAGAAGUGCAGGGGUAAGUAAGAAGAAAAUCAUUAGCCAUCCAAAUUUGUUGUUUAACACCAUUGGCAGUUACAAAUAGCAUUAGCUAUUUCAUGCAAAAUUCUUCUCACCAGUCUGGCAUCACAAAUUUGGUCGCAUGUAAACAGAUAUGCUCUUUAUAUCAUGCUCUUUAUUGCAUGUAAACAGUUAUUCUCUUUCUAUCACAAAAACAAACAAAAAAAUAUUCAAAUUCAUUCCAUAUUUGGGAUUUAUUCACUAAACCAGCAAUUGUGGAGAAUAUCAAGAAUUCUUUUUGCUAUUGCUCCAAAUUAAUUUUUUUUUUUGGCCUCAAAUAUGUAAUUCUCUCACCAGCACUGUACAAUUAGGUGUAAAGUAAAUAUUAAGACACAUGUGAAUAUACUCUAUAGUGUAUAAUUAAAUUUGUCGCAUCUUGUUUUUAAACGAUUCAUGUGCAUACAGUCAGUGUUUGUUGUUUUUUAAAGGACUGGUAGAGAGAGAGUCCGAGAACCAUCUGUGAACUUGGCUUAUCAGUUGCACACAGAAGUAUUGGACCAUUCUCAAUCCCCUCCCCACCCUAUGGCUCCUACUGAGGGAAACCAUAACUGAACAAUGCAUCAGUUGCUGAUCAGUUUCCUCCCUAAGCAUGCAGAGUUAUUCACUAAUGUGAUAAUUCACUGUGAAUUUAAAGUGAAUUUCAAAUUUAAGGCCCAAGUAGCCAAACUGGAAGCAUCUAUGACUUAAAGAAUGUUUCCAAUUUGGCUAUUUUUACCUUAGAUUUGAAUUCUCUCUUUAGUAAAUAAAACUUAUAGACACAUAUAGAAUCUUUAGAUCUACCAACUAAGCAAUUUGUUUUUUUUUUCAAAUGCAAAUGUCUCUAGUAGUGUACUAUUUUUUGGAAUAGAUUGGAGUUGUAUUGUAUUGUAUAUUGACAAUAUAGACAUCAAUUUACUUCUUUACUAGCAAUAGCUGUAAAAAGGUGUUCCAAAAAUAAUUUUGCAAAUAAUUUUGCAUCAGGUAUCCCAUAAUAAUCAAAAGAGGCAAAUGAAUAUUUUUUUAGAUUUUGCAUAAAGCAUAAAGAAACAAUGUAUUAUUGACUGAAUUUACAAUCAUAUUAGUAUUAUUUAAGCAAUAUGAAUUAAUAAUUGACUUGCAAUUUUUGAUCAGAGAAGCUAAGUUUAGUUGAAUAACAUUAACGUAUUAAAGUAGAUAUAUUACAUUAGUUAAAUUGUAUAUAUACAUAUAUUUUUGUAUCAGCCCAUGACUAUUUGCUGAUAAGAGAAUAAAAUCCAGAAUAUUAUUUUAUUGGGUUAAAUGGAGUACUAAGAUACAUAGAGCACGUGGAAAGGUAAAAUAUUCGAAAUCAACGGAUUUUUUAAAAUGUUGCCAUUAAAAAGGACAUUUCUAAAUGAUGAGGCUUAUGACAAUGUCAAUGUAAUGACACUGUACUAUGAGUGCUAUUAUAGCUCAGUUAAUAAUAGUUCUAAAGUGUUCUAUAAACAUAUUCUCAGAGCAUUGAACCUUCUAACCUUUCUGCACACUGGAGAUACUGAGUGCAAUUCAAAUUACCCAAAUUCAUGCUUUGACUCGCUGAGAAUGAUUGGAGUGGCUGUCCACAGUAUUUUGAAUAUUGGUAUACCAGUAAACUUACAUAUAUAAGACUUUAAUGCACACAUAGACAACGUUCAGCAUUCUAGAUGUACUGGACUACAUUAUUCAUGAUGCUUUGCCAGUAUUAUGGCUGUAAGAGCAUUAUGGGUUAUGUAGUUCACAACAUUUGGAGUGCCAAAGGUUGCCCAUACCUGCUCUAACUCCAAGAACCUUCUAAACAUAACCUAACUACUCUCUAACCACAACAAAGACUUAUUAAAGUUGGGUCAUUGCAGCACUGUUCAAAUUCAUUUAUAUUUCAAACGUAUUUUAACUAAUCUCUUUUUUCCUGAAUCCUUUUUGAAUUUAGUGUUUAUAUAUUCCAUGCAUAGGUUACCCUGUACUAGGAACAAAAGAUAUUACUAACUAGGCUUGAUUGGUGGUUAUCAGUAUGAUAAGAUUACAAGGGAGAUCUGCUUAAGUGUGAUGAGUAAUGACUUUGAAUUUAUCCUAAAAUUAUUUCAAAUGCAAAAAAACUAGAAAACUUUUUUAAGGGGAAUGUAAUUAUUUUUUGAACUGUAGACUUGUAGUCAUCAUAUAUAUACAAUAUUAGUGAAAUUAGCAAAAUAAACAUACAGGAAGGAACCUUUUUGAACAGAGCUCAGAAAUUGCAGUUUUUGCAAAAUGUCCAAAAUCCCUAUAUAUACUGAAUUUUAGAAACAAUAUUAUCUUUGAAAGAGCAAAUCGUUUACUCUUCCUUUAACGUGGAUAUGAAUGAUAAAGCUACAGAAGUAGUUUGCUAUAAAAGCAAGAUUGCUACUUCAGCUGACUUUGCAAAUUAUAUUUAUAUAUGACAAGAUGCUUUUGAAUUCUUGAGCAAAAUUCACCCUUGACUCAUUAAGAUUAUGCAUGAUAGCACCACUAGCUUCCCGAAAUGCUAUUGAAUAAUUCUUACAGUCACCUAUAACACAGAGUGUGGCACUUUUUUAUAUAACCAAUACGUUUUUAUAAUACUAAUAAUAGCACAAGACAGUUUAGUAGAAUGUUAACAUGUCACUAGCAUAAUGUUGCUGUAUAUCUCCUCUCAGUAGACCUUUCCAUCCACUAAACUUUACUCAGUUAUUUGAAUGGAACUAACCAAACCUGCAAACUUUUUUUGUAAUGAUCAGUACUGUCGGAACUAAUAAAACCUACUUAUUAACGUUACACUUUCUACUACAUUCAGCAGUUUUUAUGUAAAUCACUUUUAUUAUUGCAUACAUGCUGAGCCCCUUGAAAUUCAUGUCUGAGAAAGAUUGUGUGUUAACAAAACCUAGAAUAAAUCUGUAAUUUGACUCAUUUUCAGCAAACAUCAAUUUUACCAGGCUUGAGGCAAACUUUUUUUCUGCAUCGUUACUUUAUUUUGCAAACAACUGCGAUGAUAGCAUUGCCACUAGAGGUGCAGUGGCAAAGGAAUGCAGAAGAUGUUGGUAACAUAUACCUGAAACUGUCCCCGAUAGGAGCGGCGAUCUUCAUUCUUAAACUCAUGAAGCUUCUGUCCCCAAAAGUACAACACUACUGUCUAUGGAGUAAAUACCGAAUAAACCUCCAUAUAUCAAGUGCAACACAAUUCAUGAUUCACAUGGGGGUUACUGACAAAACUUGACAGUGGAAGCUCUGCCUUUUGUCAAUUUUUGUCAAUCUAAGGCUUUACUAUAACACAAAGCUGUUCUUACUUUUACUUAUGAUAACUUUUGACUGCAUUAGAAUUUCAAUGAAAUUCCAAAGCAGUCAAUAUGAGCAUUUCAUAAAUAUUAAAUUUUUCUGAAAUGCUCAUCAAUAUUUUUAGGUGAUGGGGCCUCUUUACUAAUACCACAUAGUGUUGGGUAUUUCUGUGGGUGCACAAUUUUAAUGCAUUGGAGUGAAGGUUUAUUUGGAAAUUAACUCAUACUGGAACCGUUGCAAAGCCACUGCCGCAGAGACAUAUUAGGAAUGGGAGAUGGAUUACUGUAGGAUCUGGUAGACUUAGAGUUGUGGAUAAAAGGCAUAUUGCACAUCCUGUUGCUCUACAUAAUUCAUUUUCAGCACUUUCAGAGUGUAAUGGUGCUAUGGAGACAGGCUCAGGCACCAAGUCCAGUGGUGUUAUGAGACAGGCUCAGGCACUGAGUGUUGUGGUGUUAUGGAGACAAGCUCAGGCACCGAAUGUAGUGGUAUUGUGGAGACAUUCUCAGGCACUGAGUGUAGUGGUAUUGUGGAGACUGGCUAAGGCCCUGAGUGUAGUGGUGUUGUGGAGACAGGCUCAGACACCAAGUGUUAUGGUGUUAUGGAGACAGGCUCAGGCACUGAGUGUAGUGGUGUUGUGGAGACAGGCUCAGGCACUGAGUAUAGUGGUAUUGUGGAGACAGGCUCAGUGAGGCUCAUGGUGAGGCCUGAUAGAAAGCAGUUGUUGUUGGGGGAUUCUAUCAUAAGAGGUGUGGAGCUGGACAAUGGUGGUCUUGUGAGAUAUCUUCCCCGAGCUACUGCUCACAGAGACAGGAGAUAAAAUUUGUAAUAUUGUUAAGCAAGCAAAGCAGGAAGGGGAAUUGGAUGUACUUGUCCAUCUAGGGACAAAUGACUUGGCUUGCAAUGAGGUUUCAGGGGUAAAGGAAGUUUUUUGUGUUUUUGUCAAUGAUAUACGGCAGGUUGCUUCCACACUGUCAUUCUCUGAAGUUCUGCCUGUGCAUAACACUCAAAACGACAGGCAGAUGCAUAUUAGGGACUUUAACUUGUGGCUUGCUAAAUGGUGUUGGGAGCAAGUACAAAAAAGAUGGUUUGCAUCUUUCUCAAAAGGGAACAAAUGUUCUCAGUGAGCAGUUCAGAGGUUUUGCUAGGAUGUAUUUAAAUGAGGAGGGGGGGGGCAAAAGGGUGAUAAAACAUCAAUCCAAUUGCCCCCCACAACAAGGACAACUAGUGCCUGCAGCAAGUGUGUUGAAAAAUGAUAAACUUAGAGUGAUGUCUACAAAUGCUCACAGUUUAGGGAAUAAGAUCCACGAACUUGUGGCAAUAAUGGCAACUGAUAAUAUAGAUUAAGUCUAAUGAGAAAAAUGACUAGGACAUAGCAAUACCUGGGUACUUUUUAUAUAGAAAAGAAAGGAAUUGCAAGAAAGGGGGAGGGUGGCCCUGUUUGUCAAGGAUAGCAUAAUAAUCUAGCCUAAUAAAAGUUAGUGAGGCGAACAUAGAGUCCGUUUGGGUUACGUUAGAAUUUGGUAAUCGCACAGUAACUCGUGUAGGUGUGAUUUAUAGGCCCCAAGGACAAAUAGAAGAGUUAGAUAAUCUACUAGUUGAGGAAAUAGCUAAAAUGAUAAUGAAGGGGGAAGUUAUCAUCAUGGGUGACUUUAAUCUUCCUGAUGUGAACUGGAAAUUCAAAAUAGCUGCUUGUGCCAGGAGCACACAUAUUCUAAACUCCCUACUGGGAGUGUCUCUAAAACAAGUCGUUGAGGAGCCAACUCGUAAAGAGGCCAUACUAGAUUUAGUGUUAACAAAUGUAGAUUUGUUAUCAGAUAUUACUGUAGGUGAAAGUUUAGGAUCCGGUGAUCAUCAGUCAGUGUGGUUUAAUAUAAGAAUAGUGACCACACAAAAACAAAAGUUUUAGACUUUAGAAAAACAGACUUUUCUAAAAUUUGAAUAUGUGUAAAGGAUUCAUUAUCAGACUGGAGCAGUGUAAUUGGAGUCCAAGAGGAAUUGGAUUAUUUAAAAUGUGCACUGCUGAAGGCAACAGAAAAUUGCAUUAGGCUUGUCAGUAAAAUUUAAGAAACCACUGUGGUACUCCGCAAAUGUAGCCAAAAUAGUAAAAAAAACAAAAAGCUAGCAUUCAGUAAUUAUAAAAAAAAAAAACAGAGUGAGGAAGAUAGACAGAUCUAUAAGAUUAGGCAGAAAGAAGCGAAGAGCUUCCAAAUCACACACAAAGAGAAAAUAGCACAGUCAGUAAAAAAGAGGACAAAACAUUUUUUAUUUACAUAAAUGAGAAAAGAAAAGUAAAACAAGGAUUAGUUAGAUUAAAAACAAAAGAAGAAAGGUAUAGAGAAGAGGAUCAAGGUCUAGCUGACUGCCUAAAUGAAUAUUUUUGUUCAGUAUUUACAGAUGAAAAUAAAGGAAAGGGGCCUCUGUUAGAAAAAAGGACACAUUAGUCAUUUGUUUAAUGUGAGUUUACAGAGGAAGAGGUUCUAUUUCAACUGUCAAAAGUAAAGACAAAUAAGGCAAUGGGACCUGAUGGAAUACACCCAAAGUUAUUAAAAGAGCUUAGUGGUGUACUAGCAACACCAUUGACAGAUUUAUUUAACCAAUCAAUGUUAACAGGAGUAGUCCCAGAAGAUUGGAAGUUAGCAAAUGUUCUGCCCAUUCACAAGAAAGGUAGUAGGGAGGAGUCGGGCAACUAUAGGCAAGUAAGCUUUACUUCAGUAGUGGGGAAAGUAAUGGAAACCAUGUUAAAGAAUAGGAUUGUUGAACAUCUAAAAUCACAUGGAUUUCAAGAUCAGAGACAACAUGGGUUUACUUCAGGGAGAUCAUGCCAAACUAAUCUUAUUGAUUUUUUUAAUUGGGUAACUAAAAUAAUAGAUCAGGGUGGUGCAGUAGACAUUGCUUACCUAGAUUUCAGUAAGGCUUUUGACCCUGUUGCACAUAGAAGGCUUAUCAAUAAGCUGCAAUCUUUGCAGGGGCUGAGUGACAGGCAACAGAGGGUUGUAGUCAAUGGAGUAUAUUCGAAGCAUGGUCUUGUCACCAGUGGGGUACCUCAUUUUUAUUAGUGAUAUUGCAGAAGGUCUUGAUGGUAAGGUAUGUCUUUUUGCUGAUGAUACUAAGAUAUGUAACAGGGUUGAUGUUCCAGGAGGGAUAAGCCAAAUGGCAAAUGAUUUAGGUAAACUAGAAUAAUAGGGCAGAGUAAAGAAUAUUUGAUAGAGUCCUAACCUCAACAUCUGAGGAAAGAGAGAGAGGACAUAGUCUUAAAUUAGAGGGGCAAAGGUUUAAAAAUAAUUUCAGGAAGUAUUAAUUUACAGAGAGGGUAGUGGAUGCAUGGAAUAGCCUUCCAGCUGAAGUGGUAGAGGUUAACACAGUAAAGGAGUUUAAGCAUGCAUGGGAUAGAUAUAAGGCUAUCCUAACUAUAAGAUAAGGCCAGGGACUAAUGAAAGUAUUUAGAAAAUUGGGCAGACUAGAUGGGCCAAAUGGUUUUUACCUGCCGUCACAUUCUAUGUUUAUAUAUGUAUAGGUUAUUAUGGCUUGAUGUUGAUACAGCAGGGGUGGUGUUUAUAAGUAUAGAUCCACGUAAUAUUAAAAUGUUGGAGUCGUAAUGGGAUUUUUAGAAAACAUUAAGGUUUAGGGUUGGCUUUAGGGCAUGGUAUAGGACUGGUUUUAAUAGAGGCUUAAGACAAAGUCUGCAGAAGAGGCUUUAAAAUGUACCCUUGGGCUAGUCACCUAGUUUGCUUACACACCCCUGUCAACUUGCUUCAAUGCAAUCUUCAAACUAAUUAUUAUCCUAGCAUAACAUCACAUAUUUUACCAAUGUAUUUUUUACACUUUGAACUGGUGUAUGAUUUUACACAUUUCUGCCUCUCACCACCAGUUAUUGAAGAUAUAAACUGUUAGAUGAUUCACAGUUAAAGGAUCUACAGAAUUAACGAUUAACCAAGACUAAAGAAUAUUGUUAUUCAGAUAAGACGUGGUUCAAAAAUACUCAUAGAAACUUUGACCACAGUAAGGUAUUUAUGGCAGAAGAAUUGAAAUUACUUUGUUGCUAGAUUAUUUGAAUUUGUUUUAUUAACACCUUUGUUGCCACAGAAGACAACACAUUAACAGGGUUAUUUAUGAAUUGUCUGGAAUUCAAUGUGAAUUUUAAAUUUAAGGCCAAAUUAGAUAAACAUAAUGCGUAGUUGACUUGGAGAUCUUUCCCAGUUCGGCUACAUUGACCUUAAAUGUGGAAUCACUUUCUUAAAGAACUACUAUUAGCUAAUUACUGUUGUUCUAAUGCCUCUUAUAAGCUAUAUUUAUGUUGCUUGAUAACACAUUGCCAGAUCCAUUUUCUUUUCUUGUUACCCUGGUGUUUUUAAUUGCCAUUGUGGUAGGCACUGAUGAUUCCAUUUGUUUAUUUUCGCAAACAGCCAGCUGUGAAUGAAAAAGCAAAUCGUCAUACAGUUGAGCUAGACUCUUCAUCACUCAAACAUCGACAAGAUUAUGAAUGUGAACUUGGUGUCACUGACUCUUCAGUGGUUACUAAACACCAAUUUAUUAGUACAGAAAGUCAACAAGUGAUAAAAAACGAGUCAGUGGACCCACCGGAUCUUAUGGUAUUUGAGACUGAACAAAAUGCUCGUGAUGUAGAAGGUAAUAUACUUGCAGACAGAGCUGAAGUGAACAUCUAUCAGCAGAACGAUAACUUCUUACUUAGUCAGGAUACAUUUAGCAUACCUAAACAAACAACUUCUACAGGUGCCCCAGAGUCAACCAUGGACAGAGUUACAAGAAGUCAAAUUUUUUCCCUGUCCUCAGCAGGAAGUACAUAUACCUUACACGAGGAGCCAGAUCUUAAUGUCAUCAGUGAACACAGCCAAAGUACAGAAGGUAAACACAAGAGCACUCCAGAUGGAGAAAGAAAGUUAAAGUUGCUGAAGGAGGAAAGUCACUUUGGUAUAAGGGCUUAUCUCCCUGAGACCAGUCCAACCAAGUUAUUUGAAAACGGUGAUGAUGAUGAUGUUCAAGCUCGGUCACAUGAGUUUACCCAGGAAAAAGCAUGGGAGCUAGAGAAACAGAGGAGAGAUAUCAUAAAGAAACAAGGACAAAGGAAAAGCUUGGACGUGGAUGAGAUCAUCAUUCACAGAGAUGUAAUGGACACCUCAAUUUCAGCCACUGACCUCAAUGAAAUAGACAGUGAUCAUAUGAAAGUGAAUGUGGACACAGAGCAAAUAAAUUUUGAAGCUGCCAGAAAGCAAUUUUUGAUGUUGGAAAAAAAGCGUAAUAGCCUCCCGAUUAGUCCUAGACCACAGUCAAAACCCCCCCGCUCUAAAUCAUUUUAUGUAAGUGACUGGAAUUCAGAGAUGCAAGGGAUAGAAGACACGAUAACAAUACAAUCUGAAGUGAGAACACAGUCGAAUGAGCCUCCACAAACUCAAGCAGUUAGCUCCAGUGAACUGCGAAAACAGUUCUACAGGGAAUUGUCAACUGAUGACAGAGAUGGUGAAACAGAAGAUAAUUCAAAAGGAGUGAACAAAGUAGAACACUCCCAAGAGAAACCAGAGCAAAUUCCAAACCCCAGCAAUGAGACACCUAUUGAAAGGGAGAUUCGCCUGGCACUUGAAAGAGAGGAAAGUUUACGUAAAGAGAGGGGUAUUCAAGGUGUGGGGGACACCAAAGAGAUGGUAGAAAUACUCAAAAACCCAGUGCUUUCACAGUCCUCUGAUACAGCUAUCCAAAAAAAGAGCAAAGAGAGAACUCGUUCCAUAAAUUUCCUCCAACGAGAGAUUGAGAAGGAUGCUCAACGGGAGGCUGUCCUUAGAAAUGAAGGGAAAGUGGCAGGACUUUAUGAUAAAGGUAAUGUCCAAGAGCUAGAUGAACGUAGAAAGGUAUUUGAGCAGCCAGAUGAUAUUCCUGUUCAACCACAGCUAGGGAACACAAAACGACUCUCUAAAGCAGCAACAAUUGAUUUAGGAACAAGUGAUAUUGCAGGCCAAGCAGAUAGUACGCAGACUUCUGAAAACACCAACUGGACUGUCUUGGAUGCACCUCAACCCUAUAGUGCAAGAAUAAACUACAAACCAACACCACUAAAUAUCUCUAGAUACAGAAGGGCAAGUGCGGAUAAUAUUCUAGAUUUUAACCCACCUACUCAUGCUUCAUCAGGAGUGGAUAUUUCAGCAGAAACACAGAUUCUGCAAAAGGAGAAUUUCCACAUUCAGCCCUGGAAAUUCCGACAACACGGGGAUGAAGAGAAAAUGCAGAGCCCAAAAUGGACAGAGAAAACUCAAGAUAAUGCAAACCCUGAAGAGAUAUACAAAACUACACGCCUGAGACCUGUAUCAAGUGUGAUAGAGAAAGAAAUUCAGCAAACAUUAGAGAGGGACCUUGAGCUAAAGGAGCAAAGGAGGAAAAGUGAAGUACCGUAUGGUAUCACAUCUACAGAUGGUCAGAUCACCACCCCAGUCAAUGGGCACAACCAAUAUGGAAAAACAGUGUUAAGUUCAGGUAGGCAGUGUUUGUUACUGCAAGUCUAUCUUCUUAAUUUCUAUAUAAAAAGCUUUGUGUAUAAAUAGCAACUUAAUCAAAUAUCACCUUGUGAUCUACUUGUAAUAUUAAGUAGUGCUUAAAGAAUGAAAAUCUCAUGACUUCUAUUAAAAUUGUCAAAUGAUUUAAUCAAAUUUCUAAAACACAGCAGUAUAAUUACACUACUGCUAAAUAAUUAUGGUGAUAUUAAGGUGGCAUGGGAUAUCGGCAAGAUGUAUUGUUGCAUUUUUAGAAUUUUAAGCUUUACAUGUACAUAUCAAUAUAAUUAUUUUGUGAUUUAAAAAAAACUAUAUAUUUGAUUUGACUUUUUAAAACAACCCGAUUUCAAUGGAAAAACAAACCUUAUGAUUUUAAGAAGGAUUUCAUUAUUAAUUACAUUUUUUUUUUAUCCUCUGAUUUAUUUAUAUAUUCUCUUAUUUGUAGGUGGCUCAAACAGAUGGAAUUCCUCCAGUCAAGGUUCUGCAUCUUUUGUCUCACCUAUACAAAUGUUCAGGCCAAGGAAAACUCCCAAGUUUGUUGUUUCUGAGUCAGAUUCUGACAGAUUCAAGAGAUACGGGGAUGUAAGUGCUUUGCCCGACAACAGAGUGCAUCUAUACAGCUGAAAUAAUUAAUUUUACUGCAGAAUAAUAGUACUUUAUUAGUAUUUGAAUAAUUUAAUGUAAAUAAAUUGUUUAUAUGCCACCUUUCUUCUCAGCUAUGAUUUCAAGUAUUAAGGGACCUGAUACGUUUUAACAUGCAUAUGUAUUUUCUUCUGGUGAAUUGUGUCGGGGUGGUAAUAAUUUUAAAGCAUCUCUGUCACCUUCUGGGGUCUUUGCAUAUUUUGCAAAGACUGCAAUGAUGACAUCAAGGUGUGCAGUGGCCCAGGUACGCAGCAGAGGUCCCCCGCAGGAGCCACCAUUUUAAAGCUUCAGAUCCUGGUCCUUUAUCCACCAGGAGCCCAUGUCAAUGCUGUACUCUCACACAUGCGUAAGAGUACAACACUGAGGUCUAUGGAGGAUCCCAUAAUACUACGGAAACUGCCAGUAUAUAUACUGAUAUUUUAGAGACAUUUGGGGAAAGUGACAAAACUUGACGGUGUGUCAAGUUUUCUCAACUUUAGAAUUCUUUUAUAUAUGAUAUCUUUUGAUUGUGGGAGAGUUUCAAUGAAAUUCCAACACAAUAUUGAAGUGCGUUUCAGAAAAGCUUUGUCUUUAUGAAAUGCCUCUGUUUUCUGCUUUUUUAUGUUUUUUUGUGGAGGAGAGUUGCUUUGAAAACCAACAAUUAUUCUACGUAGUAUUCCCUGCUUCAAUGCAGGGAAUCAGGGAAGAUCAGAGUGAUUAACUGUUGGCUUUCAAACACUGCCUGACCCAAGGUGCAUGUAUACGGCUGAAAGAUUCUGUAGUAUACUAAAGGUAAGGAUGAUUUGUUUUGUUAUUUUUCUCAUUUUGUUAACAUAUACUUCAUUUAAAAAAAAAAAAAAAAGCAAUUUCCUUUCAAAAAUUUAUGACAGAAUUAUUAUAUUAAAAAAUAGUUUGGAAGUGAAAGUUGUCUUUUAACACUUUGGCAUUAUCAAUAUUAACUGUGUCCAACAUGGAUGAAAUUGAUUGGCUAAGUAUGUUUGAUGAGUUGACGUAUUGCUUAAAGUGUCCCAUCAAUCCGCCUGCAGGCUACUACGUGUUGGGCCAAAACAGUAGGAAAGAUCUGGAAAGACACGGCUGAGAUAAUGUUCUUUCAAAAGCUAAAAUCAUCCUCCUCUGAGACAGUCUAUAUUUUAAAUUACUUAAAUAAGUCAGUUAAUCAUAGUGGUAAUGAGUUAAACAAGUUUCCAACUUAUACCAGCCAUUACUUGCUAAAAUAGCAAAAAGUAGGGACAGCAUCCCAAUUGUAAAAUGUCACCAUUAGUAACAGGGAUUUACCAGCAGAUGUUACUGUUAACCAUUUCCACAGAGUAUAAUGAGACCACAUGGUUACCAACCUUGCUAUUACAUUUUACUGCGUGGGAACCUACAAAAUGAAGUUAACUAUUAAACUCUCCCUGCAUCAUAUAGAGAGCCAGUCAGUGCGCACAUACACAGGGAAAACACACAUACACACUCACUUACUUAAUUGACAAGUCUUCUAAGCCAACCAAUCACGGUCAUCUGACUGACAUUCAAAACUUGGGAAGGCCUAAAAUGCUCAGACAAUGUGGAGUUUUCAAUGAGCUCAUAUUGAUGAUUUUUGUUUAAUUUUUAAGACCAGAUUUUUUUUUUGAUUUUUUUUUAACUGUUUUAGCAGCCUAUGAUGCAUGGUCAUGUAACCUUUUUUAAGGGGCAAAUAAAAAUUAUUACCCAAAGAAAACUUCAUAUUUGUAUUGUAAAAAUAUUUAUUUUUCACAGGAUUUUUUACAUUAGUUUAGACUUAUUGGGCCCCUCACUAUUAUGAGUGUGAGGGGAUAGGCAAGGACAUAUUUGUGAGAGGGGCUGUCUAGUGCUUGGGCAAUCAUAGCUUCCCAGGUGGAUAGACAAGGGGGAGAGAUGUCCACUUAGUUUUGCCUUGGAAACUAUGCAUCUAUUUAUCCACCUUAAACAGGCACUAAAGGGGCCCAGGGCACUGAGCAUCAACUGAGUUGCACUAUAGUGGAACUUAUAGGAGCUCAGAAGACUGGGUAACCUCUUGGCCCCAUUACCAGAGCAGUUAUAGGGACCAUUUCCAAUGAAAGAAGGGACCACUUGUUAUUGGAAUCAAAGGACACCUCAUUAUUUUUUAAUUAUUAUUUUUGUUUUGUGCCUUUAAUGCCACAGCUGAAAGCAGCAUAUUGCAAUGCUCUCUGCCGUGACACAGAAACAGAUGUUAUGGGUUUGUGUUGCUAUUGUAAUUGAUUAUUACAUGCACUUUGUUUUUAAUUUUGUGAUUGCUACCAGUUGCUGUAGACCUAAGAGUGUUAGGCCAUUAAAGGAAGAUUCCAAGUGCUGUACUGUUUAUGAUGCCAAGAGAGGACUGAUUUCCCACCAUUUUGAGGAGUCAGCCAUUUUAGAACAGUAUUGGCCAGAACUGUUUUAACUGGAAGCACUCUGUCUGAUCAAAGCGCGGCAGUGCUCAGGAGGCUUAAUUGAUAUGCCUAAGGAGCUUCCCGCUCUCUCUCGGAAGUAGUAGAGGUGAGCAGUGGCACCCUGAAGACCCUUAAUCUGUUCUAUGGUGUGAUGUAGUGAUUUUAUUGCUUUGAGUGUUUCUUUAAAAAAUAACAACAGUAUCUAAUAAUUGCUGGCUGUAGUUAAUUAUACAAACAUAUUUAGUGGCACAGUAAAAAACAAGGUUAAUCUCUUGCUGCCUUAAAGAAACACUCAGGGUGUCAUAACAGCCACUGAACCCCCCAUGUAAGUAGUCAAACUGUUUGCUAUUGGUAUGACAACAUAUGUGUGGUUUGCCAAGUGCCUCCUCUACUUGGAGCCAGAAGCUUUCUGCUCUGUGCUACCCCAGCAGUGCUCAGCUGUGCUAUCUGGCAGACACUGGCGGUGCCAUUUUGCUCUUGCAACCAUAACCACUAUUGUGUGCUGAAGUGGUUAUGGUGCUUGGAGUGUUCUUUUAAAUAAAAUCCUUUACCUAUCUUACUGGUGUUCUUGCAUAGGAGAGUGUACAGAUGCACAUUUUAUGUGCAUUAUUAAUGUUGGUAGCUUUUUUGUAGCCAUUUGUUUUGUGUUGGUUAAAUCAAAAUGUGAGCUUUGUACAUGACGGACAUGUUAUGCAAAUCUCUUUGUGCCACUGCACACUGUCCUACAGGGUGUGGUUUAUGGUCUGUGUCUAUACAUUAAGAUCUACAUUCUGACGACCGAUAGUUCUUAAUUCUUUUUUUUUUUUCAUUAGUAUGCCGGUAUUGAUUCAAGUGACGAUGUUAACACAGAGGUAAGGAAGAAAACAUAUUUUUUCCUAUAAUGUCUAAAUUUCCCUUCUAAAGGGAAACACAGUUUUAAAACAUAUAAUUAAUAUCUGUAAAAAUGCAUUUUGCUAAAAUUUGCACAAAUAUCUCUUAACCCACCAAAAAACAUACCUUUCAUUACCUAUUGAAUUGGCAUCUGCAAUUAAUGAAGAUCCACCUCCUUUUUGUCCAUCACUGAAUUCCUUGGUAGUGUUGGGUAUUGCCCAAUCAGAUGCUUAUCAUAGACAGGCAUUGAGGACCAUAUGAGUGGUUGGGAACCAUAGAGAUGAGUGGUUUUAUUGAGAUUGAGAGAUUUGUAUAAAAACAUUCACACUUUAGAUCUGUAUUUUCUGCCAUUUUAAUGUAUUAACCUUGUAUUACAUUUUAUCUGUCCAUUUAACUGCAGACAUGCUAUACAAAAGUUAUUGUGGAUAACAAUUUUUAGAGUGAUCAUUUGACUUCACUGUAGGACACUAAGUAAAGUGUGCAUGACAUCUUGUAAAAUGCACAAAAUGAAUUUUGUCACUAAGAGUUCCCAAAUUUUCUUGCAGGACACACAUUGAUUAGCUCCCUUAGUGUCAUGAAUUAUCCCUUGUUAUUGUGACAAGCUUGGUUUUCAUUGUUUCUGAAAGUAGGGUUAAAAAUUUCAAGUUUAUCCCUAAAUGUUACUCAAUACUUAAAACAUAAAUUUUGCUGUGCGACCUCUUAGAAUAAUAAAAAAGCAGCAGCGAAUUCACCCACUCCACCACCAUGAACAGCAGUACCCAACAAUUCGUAGCAUGUAGGUGCACAUUGACAAGGCUAUUGGCUAAAUAGAAUUUUACAAAGUGAAAUCAAAAACCGAGCUAACUAUUUUCUAAAUCUGCUUGACAUAUGCAUGGUCGCCUUGUCGGCAUCUGCUUAAACCCCACCAAAUACCCAUUUCCAAUAAAACACUGACAACAUAGUUUUGGCAAAAUUAUAUCACAGCUUUAUUUGAUACUUAACAUAAAAUAUAAAGGUCAUUGUCAACAGCAGGCCAACGUUGGCCUGCACAACUACCAUCCUGCAGUUUACAAUUUAACCCCUUGACAAUGACCCACCCCCACAUAACAUAAUACCCAAACAUUGUAACAUUUAGCUUAACAUUGAACAUGACCAUUGCCACCAAAGGGCACCAUCCAUUGCCACCAAAGGGCUCCACAAGUGUAGGGGCAUACCGAGACACCCCUACACGCCCCGGUUCGGAGCUACCUACAAGCUCGAACCCACCAAACCAGUUAAAAGGCCUACCUAUUAGCCCUGAACUCCAAACUUUUUCCCCAUCUCACUCUUUUCUCCCCCCAACUUUAUUCCCCAUCCCCCGCCGACGUGACCAAACGGGAAACACCUGAAAGCAAAGGGAGACAACAACAGGUAAGUGCAACUUAGAUUAAAGUGAUCCCUAGUUCUAAAAUGGCCACUACUUAUACUCCCCUUAUAACUCCACCCCACACCACUUCCUUAGACCAAUCACUGACCACUGACCCUUAGAUGCCUGUCUCCUGGCAAUGUCAAGGCCCACUCCCCUUAGCUACGCUGUUCCAUGGGCUACAAUUUUGUAAGGCCACAGUAACUGGACUGAAAGUAUAUAACUGACUUAGAGAGUUUUUCUAUUUCAGAUAGCAUGACCUUUAAGGGACACUCCAGACACCUCAAGUACUUUAGUUUGUGAGAAGAGUGUGUCCUAUUUUUUUCAUUUUACAUAAAAUGCAAAUUUCAAUAGAAAUUGGCACUUUUUAUAAAUUAACUUUGUUACACCCCCCUGGCUGUCAAUCAAACAACCGGUCCUGUUACUUCCUGGUUUGUUUAACUCAGUGGAGCUAAACUCAAAAGGCAGGUAAUUGUAUCUGUGCACCUGCCUUGCAAUGUCUUCUCAUUGAGCUGCAUUGGGAAGUCUCUGACAGCCACAGAGAGUCUAGGCUGGGGAAGAAGGGAGAUCUUGUAAAAGCUGAGGACAAGAGUUCUGCAGCUUUUGCAAGCUGUUUUUAGAUAUACCCCCAAUGCAUAAAAAAAUGCAUAAAUGAAUGCAUGCAUGUUUUUAUUGGUGUUGUAGUAAACAGUGGGAGUUGUAUUUAGCAGUUGAGUCUCCCUUUACAUUUUAACUUCUCUUUGAAUACUCACUUUAGUCAAAUAAGUCAAUAAUGGUUUUUAAUAAAUAAUCCUGUCUGAGAUGCAGCAUGCAUUGUAAAACUUCUUGUGGACUCUUUGAGGCCUUUGCAACUAUGUCACAAUGAACAAAUGAAGUGGAUAUAACAUUUCAACUUUAUUUAAUUCUAACUUUUAUGAAUAACCCUGACAAUGUUUGACCUGCAGAUUUCCAUAGUCUCUUCAGAGUUUUAACAUAGCAUAGUAAUAAUAUAGGUUAAAAAAAAAAAAUCCUGUCCAUCAAGUUCAUUCUUUCUGUGCCCUUGUCUGCUAUGUAACCCUCGUAUUACUGGGAGAUCACGCAGCCUCAGUGCUCUCUCUAGAGCAGAAAAAAAUGGAUUUCCCACCAGCCAUUGUCACAGUGACUGCCUUGUGGGUGUUAGAAUUGGAAAAAGGAAGGGAGACUUAAGUUAUAUUUAUCAAAGGACAUCAUUGACUAUAGAAAUUAAUAACCGAGUAGCAGUACAGUGUCAUAACAGAAAAUGUCAAGCAAUGGGAUCAGCCCUAAUAGGCCACUCUAAAGAAACAAGUCCGCUACAUCUUCAUGUAGUGGUUAUGGUGCACAUACUUUGUCCCUUUUUUUUAAAAAUGAAAAACAUUAUCAACAAGUUUUUUGUUGAUAAAGAAGCAAUAAAACAGUUACUUUGUAAAAUUAGAUAUAAAAAAAAAAAAUACAAAAUUAUGACAGAAAAUUACAUGACAGGCGCACAGUCGGAUUUGCCGGCAUAUGCGCUAACCUUACCCAAACCCCCAUUAAAACACGGACACAGGUUAUACUGUUGGAAAUAAUUCGACCACAGCUUUAUUAAAUUAUUAAUAAAAUAAUUAAGGAAUAACAAAGAGGGUCAUUGCCAACAAAUUAUUAAACGUUAACAUCCCCCAUAUACAUAACAUACCCCUAGCAAUGACCCCACAAUAAUAACAAUAGAUAAUCUAAAUAACAUGUUAAUACAGAAACUGGCCACCCAAUUUGACCACAUUUCCACCAGGUUAAAUUGUAGGGGUGUACCGAGACACCGCUACCCACCAUAUCCAUUGUAUCGAUUGUAGGGGUGUACCAAGACACCGCUACCCACCAUAUCCAUUGUAGGGGUGUACCAAGACACCGCUACCCACCAGUUCCAGUGUAGGGUGUACCAAGACACCACCACUCCCCCAGGUUCGGAGCCGACGGGCUUGAACCUACCAACCACGUGCAACACUGCCCAAUCCACACUAAACCUCAGGAUGCCCACUUUCUCCUCCAUCUACCCUCCGAUUUAACCAGGCCAUUCCCCGCCGCUGUGAAAAAACGGGAAAUCAACUACCCUAACCAAAUACAGGGAGGGUGGGAGGGACAACUGACAGGUAAGCUUAGGUUCAGUUAAAAUGGCCACUUCCCAUAAUGGCUGGUAUUACUACUCCCCUUAUGGCUCCGCCCUACCCAGUAUGCUAGCUGUCACUAACUUCCUGUGGCUGCUUUGCCUACCUCCUGGCUCUGUCAAGGCCUAUUCCUCUUAGCUGCGCUGAUCCAUGGGCUACAUUUUGCAUAGAACAUGCUUCUUUUGGCUGCAAGACUGUAACCGAGUAAACUUGCAGAAGCCAGACACAGAGAGAUGGAUGCAGGUUUUCAGGAAGUAAGAGGUCUUUAUUAACAUACCGAUCGGGUCUCAGAUGAACUAACGUUCCAAAACAGGUCUGAGGGCAGAACACAUGGAGUACAUGCUUUUUAUAGAACUAUAACUCCUCCCAUUAAUAGCUCCACCCGCACAUACCCUUAACCAAUCGGUGGACAGGAUUUGGAUUUCCUUAUAUGGGCAGACCUCAUGGCUCAUCCGAAACAAAGGAGAAAGGAGUGUGAUUUCAGUUCCUGCAUUCCUGCACAUGCUCAGUACAUUGAUGACAGUAUCUUAGCUACGUGUAACUAACUAACUGAUACAACAUAUACAUAUGCCACGUGGAAAUCUCGGCCUACUAAAUUUACAUUUCACCGAUAAUUCCAUCACAAGAAUAACAGACAUGUACUUCCUCUUUUUGACUUCCAAAAAUCAACACAGUCCCUUUAAGUUAGGUGAAGGUGUAAAACCAAAACAUUGAUGCCAUUUUCACUUGCGUAUAGCAAUAAACCAAUAAACAUAGCAGCCGUACCUCUUUAAUUUUUUUCUGUCUAAAAUUACAUUGUCUGACAGAGGAACAUUUGUUGACAGCAUUUGGAUCUGAUUAAUUUACAUUCGUAUAGGCAUAUGUGUUGUAUCUUGUUGGACCAUGGAAUUGAAAGACUCAUCUGUAAAGCUUCUAUCAGUCAUCAAGUGGGCUUUUGUUUAACAUUUCUACUUUUAUAACGUGUCUGAAGAGAAAACACAAAGACUGACCUUCUUGUUCUGUUCCUCAGAUUGUGGAGUCUACACGAGUGAAUCGACACAAGAACACAAUGGCUUUGCGUUGGGAAGCAGGAAUUUAUGCCAACAAUCCAAGUGAUUAGAUCCUGAAGUCUGAACACAAAUGAGACACUUCUGCACAAUGCAUGUUAAACACUGAGACAUUUCAUAUAUGUUUUACUUAUUGAUCUUAUCCGAUGAAGGGACAAAUAUUUUUCUGAACUCAAGUUGUUUAAGGUCUUUGCUUUUCAAUUUUAGGCCUUAAAGGGGACUGGCCCUAGGAUGUGUCUGCUUUUGUACGGGUGUGUAUGAGAUGUUUUCAACUCUUAUUUCCGUUGAAGACUAGUUGAAAACGAAAAAAACUAAACUAUUUUUUAAUUGUUGAGAUUGGCUUUGACUAAUUCUCCUGAACUGUUAGAUUAAAUGAAUAAUUCUUACUGAAUUUUUUUAAUUAUUCAAAAUCUUUAAACCUGCCUCGAAACUGCUGAUUUAAUUUUUAAACAAAUAGAUUGCCUUAUCAUUGAUGAGGCUGCCAAUGAAACCAUUGAUUUGAUAAACUAUUGUUCUAAGUUUGUGGCUUCCUGACCUGUACCUUUACUAGUAGGGUCAUUUACUUAAGUGAGAAUUUAAAAUGAAUUUGAAAUUUAAGGCCAAAGUAGCCAAACUGGAAAAAUAGCAGAGUUUAAGAAUUUUUCUUGUUUGACUAUUUUGAUCUUAAACUUGAAAUGUACUUUCAAUUCACUUUGGAUUCUCAAUUUAAGGAAUUACGCUGUUAGAUUUACACUUACCUGUCUGAGUUAAAGGAAAACUGCCAUCAUUUUUAUUACUAUUUAAAAUAAAAGAUUAAAUGUAUUAUAGCCUCUGUGUGUAUUAUUUUUUAUUAUAAGAAAAUAUUUAUUUUCAAUGGGUCCCAUGGCUUAGCAUUGCUCUGUGGGGACCACCACAUUAAGCCCUCAUUGGUCAGAAUCAUGGCUUAUCUCACCAAAGAGCUUCUGUGUUCACAAAUCCUGAUAUCCUGACUAAAUGCCAAAUAUCUUUUUUUUAAAAAUGGACUCUGGUACAAUUUCAGACCAAUAACAUUUUUUUUUUUACUAAAGUGAGAAUUCAAAGUGAAUGUUAAAUUUAAGGUAACAAAAUACAAACUGGAAAAAUUAUGUAAGCCAGCUAUACUUUAGUACACCUACAUUGGACUUCAAUUUGAAAUUCACUUUAAUUCUCUUUGAGUUCUCACUUAAAUAACCCUAUAAAUCAUAAAUGGUCUUACUAUAAAAGUUUUUCGUCUCACCAGUGAGUCUAAAGAUGGCCUCCCCCACGAUUCAAGAGUAACUCUGGAGAUGCACCAAAAAGAGUUCACAUACAUAUUUAUUCCAAAGUACACAGCGUGGCUCCAUAAUAUCUAAUAUUUUAUUUUCAGAAAUAAUAAAAAUGUUGACAGUUUUCCUUUAAGCACCUCCUUCAGAUGUUUAGAGCAGUCACAUCUAUUCAGUCACAUAGGAAACUAAGCAAUGGUCAGAGCUGACCCAACAUGUGCUUCCUACUCCUAAGAAAGUCUAUGAGGUAAAUACUUAUAUCAUUGGUGUUAAUCUCGUAGAGAAAACGUUACUAUGAAAGUUAUUUACUAAAGUAAGAAUUGGUCAGAAAUUAAAAAUGAAUGUUAAAGUUAAGGCCCCAAUAGUGGAAUUGGCAAAUUCUCCAAGCCAGCUCUGCUAUUAUGGCCUUAAAUUUGAAAUUCACUUCUAAUUCUCUUUUCUCACGUUUGUGAAUAGCCCUGCAUGACUUGAUAGGACAAGUAGUAUAAGUUAAAGUUAAUGUGAUUUGGGUUUUUUAUUUCUUACCAUGUUUAAGAAUACAGUGUGGUUUAUAGCAACAAUAAGCAUGCAGCGCCACUAGCCCUGGAUUAUGUGUUGACUAGGAGACUUUCAUGAAAAGGUUAAUUUUUGUAUGUUAAUGGUUUGCGUAUGAAUAAUAUGUUUUUAUUAAUGAAUGUUUAUUUAACUAUCAUGUAGUGGAGUGUUGACGGAGUGCAUCAAAAAGGAUACAGAAUAAAUAGUGUUGUGGACUUAUAUCCAGUUGUGAAAAAAUGGAGGGAAGCUGGCUUCACUCCACACUUUUAAUAUUCUAGCCACGCCUCUCCUGAGUACUCAGAUACCAUUAAAUGAAAUUUAAGAUUUGUCAAUUUUAUUUUAGUCAUCAAAGUCAUGUGUUUUUGCAUUGUUUAUGCAGAUAAAAUAGCCUUCAGAUAAUCAAGUUAGCAAGUAAACCCCUUACAGCACUCUGGGUUAUAGAAGUACAGUAAACCAGGUUAGAGGGAUAAUUUGAGCAAGCACCUUAACCACUACUUACCACUGUAGUGCUUAUGGUGCCAAUAAUGUCCUGGUGCCCUCACAGGUUAUGUAGUAAAACUACUUGAGCAUGGUUUGACAACAUACCUAGGAUCCGCCAGUUGAUGGCCUCCUCUUCUCCUCCUCCAAGGAGCUUCCAUUAGCUCUCCCGCAGUUUAGGACCCACUGAUUGACUGAGUGCUCUCAUCCAAUGAGCCAAGCCAUGUACCAAUAAGCUUACCUCAGUACAAGAGCUUCUGGGGAUGCCUGGCGGGGCCUGGUAAUUUAUCAAACCACUAAUCUCUUUCUUCAAACGUGCUACGCUAUUGGGCGAAGGUCUUAAAAAGACUUAAAUACAUUAGGUGGAAUAAAUGAGUAAAACUCCUUUCUAUAUGGAAUGUUAAUUGAGGGUUACUGAAAGUCACCAGAUUGUUGUAUUAAAGAAAUAUAUGUGAAGCUUUUUACAGAGUGGAUAAAGCCACAUUUGUGUUGUAAAUUUGUUUGAAAAGUACCAGGUGAAGUGUAUUUCAGAAGAUCGUUGUUAGCAGACAGAUUAUUUGCGAGCAUCCUGUCUUGCAAAUUCGGUUGAUGUCUAAAAUGUUUUGCUUAUGCCAGAAUUCUCUAUGGGACAUCCUGGAGAUAUCCUUCUACUGAGUGGGGAGUCUUGAAAGUGCAAAGGAUCUAUUGGAAGGUCUUUGCUAGUCUAGUAAGUGGGUGGCUAGGUCCUCAUUAACUCUAAACAGUACAUUUCUUAGAUUUUUGCAUAUUGGCCAGGGGAUUGUCUCAGACAAAAGUACUUAUGUGAUAUGACGUUAAAGACAUGGUACUGUGGGACCAUGGGUGGGUGAUGCAUACCGGUUUCAGAAAUACAUGAUAGAAAAAAUCCACAUGAAUAAUAUUAGUGAAUGGAGUUUUAUUCCAUCAGAGAACAAUUAGCACAAGGAGUACCUUGGAAGGAUAGGGCUUGCAGUGUGAUGGUCCUUUCUGAUUUUACAUUUGAAGUGUAAAGUUCUAAGUAAAAUGCCAUACUGAGAGUGAAUAAUUAACAAGUAUAUGAUUAAGAAUAGAUGAGGAAACACAGAUUGAGUGGGUAAAUCUUUUUUCUUGCUUCCAGAUUUUUGAAGGCACACUUCUUAUAGUCAUUGUUUUGUGGGUGGGCUAUGUUCAGAUUUGUGUUGAAUGCUAUUUAGUUUUUUUUGCUUGUUUUUUGAUGUGUUAAUAUUUUAGGUGAUAUCCUUAGAUAGCUACCAGGCUGGUAUAUGAAAUAUCUUAGUUUUAGGUUAGUUUAGAUGUUCCUUAGAGAGUGAAAAAUACUGGGUCACAUUUCAUGGAUUUGUGGAUAUCCUGAUUAUAUUACGUUGCUUGUUAAGCGUUGACGUUGAUGUUAUAGCAUAGUGAAGGUACUGUGAUUAGAUAUGUUCAAUAGAUAUGUAUGCGUGUAUUAAUGCAUGUUCAAUAGAUGUGUAAACAGCCACUGUCCUGUGCAGCUUCCAUCAAAAUUGAAGAAAACAAUGCUGUUAAAUAAUUGAGUACUGGUAAGGGGAAUGGUAAAUGAGGUGUCUAUAAGGUACACAAAGUAUAAGCACAUCUCCUUACUAAAUGGUCUUCUCCUAGGUAUGAGACGAGUGGGUGAAGUUCUAUGUUAGUGGAUUGCACUGUCAUACAAGUUACAAUGUUGUUAGGGGAAGUUGUAGAUUAUUGAGUGACUUAUUGCAGCUGUAAAUUCUAUGUUUGGCAGGAAUAUGCCUUCUCUAUACAUUUAAAAAAGUUGCAAUGGAAAUGGCAAGUUUUAUAUGUUUGUAGCAACACAGUAAUGCUGCAGUUUUCACAAUAACAAUGGAGAAGAACAAUGCCACCAACAGAGGAGGUUAGAGUAAGCAUGAGAGUUUUAGGGGAAGUUUGAUUGGGGGCUUCAAAGUUCACUUAAGCGCCAUAACCUCUGUAAUGGUAAUCGUGCCGGCAUGCCCCUGACAAUAACCCUCCAGUUCAGUUGAAAACCGAUUUCAAGGGAUUUACUAAAAUUAAAGGUCCCAUAUAUUGUGGUUGGAGAACUUUUGCAUUAGCUCUUGAUUUCCAAAAUAAUUGCAGUAGCAAUAUCAGUUUUGUCUAAAUCUGGGCAACAUUCAUUGGCUAAAUGCAUUAACGGAUAUGAUCAUCCAGUGAAUGUUGUACAAAUAUGGAUGGAAUUUUUAUUUCCAAUGUAAAUGUGAGGGCCAGGUCACGGUCAUGCCUGGGAAAAUCAUUUUAUGCCAAACCACUUGAAAUGGGAACGGUGCUAGGGCCAUGCAGACACAAUAACCAUUGUAGUGUUUACCAUUGUAAUAAUUAUGCCUAAAGUACUCCUUUAAAUUCAGUGGGGUCAUUAACAGUGUUUAGAAGGGCUAUGUAGUGUAAGGGGACAAGGUCAGGGACUUGUCAAUACCUGCCUUCAAGAGAUGAACAGUAAUUCCUCACUCUCUCAGCAAGGCUUUGCCCUAACUCAUCCAACCCUAACCCUCAGUUACCCUAUUCCUAGAUAACAUGAAGCCUUAUUUGCAGGUCACACUGUUGCACUUGGUGCUGUAAUGAUGUCCGUCACUCUAAUAUCAUAUAAUAAUAUUCCCCUGGUCUUUUUAAUGCAGCACCAUUAUAGCGUCACUUUUAAAGAUGGGGACUUUUCAAAUUUAAAUAAUGAUGUUUUAUUUCUAAAACUAAUCUGAGGGUUCUAACAUAUCAGAAUAGAUUUUCUGUAUUUUUAUAUGUAUGGUAAAUAUAUAUUAGCACUGGUGGCCAUAAAAGGAAGACGAUGAAAAAAAAAGUAGGUUAUAGAUGCAUUAUCCAGGGGUAAAGGUUAUUGGGCAAAUAAUCUACCAGCUGUUGAAUGGACACUAUAGUCAACUGAACAACUUCAGCUUAAUGAGGUUGUUCAGGUGAAAACUAUAGCUCCCUGCAGCCUCUCUCAUGUAAACACUGUAUAUUCUGAGAAAAUACACUGUUUACAUUGAAAGCUAGGAACACCUCCAGUUGCAGUCACUCAGAGUGAACCAGAGGGACUUCAGAGUUGAUUGAGGCAUAAUAUGCCUCCAUCCACUCAGAUCUGUUGUCAGCAGAGCACAGGGCAACACUGUGCACAGCAUCCUGUGAUUCAGUAUCUCCUCCCUCUGCAUGCAGACACUGAACUUUCCUCAUAGAGAUUCAUUGAUUCAAUUAAUCUCUAUGAGGAGAUGCUGAUUGGCCAGGGCUGUGUUUGAAUCAUGCUGGCUAAAUAAUUGAGUACUGGUAUGGGGAAUGAUAAAUUAGGUGUUUGUCAGUCUCAGCCAGUCCUAUGGGGAAGCACUGUGAUUUGAUCAGGCUACCACAUGUCAGCAGACUGCUUGUUUUUCUGAGUCUAACAGCAUGCAGAUUUACAGCUUCAGGCUUGAAUACAGUAAGAUUUUUACUAUAUUUAUGGAGGCAUGAGGGGCUAGAUGGUGGUGUGAACACUAUAGUGUCAGGAAUACAUGUUUGUGUUCCUGACCCUAUAGUGAUCAUUUAAACUAGCGGUGGCUGGCAGAGGUAGAUGUGAAAUUUCAAGAGAUUCCAUAAAACAAUGUUGCAUUAAGCUAUAUAUACAAAAAUAAUAUUCACGAUAUUCCACAUUUUAGCUACUAGCUCACACUAAAAUGUUAAAGGGACACUCCACUGCCCAAAUAUUUUUUUUUUUAAAUCAGUAUUAGUUGAUAUACCUCAACGAAAACAUGCAUGCAUUUAAUUAUGCAUUUUUUUCAUAUGCAUUUCAUAUAUAAAUCUCUUGGCUGCUGCCUUUGCAAGUCCUCCCCUUCUAACCCCAACCAGACUGUGGCUGUCCAAUCACAAACUUCCAAAUGUAGCUCAAUGAGAAGCCUUUGCAAGUCAGAUGCUCUGGGCAAUUGCCUGCCACAUAAGUGUUAUUCCACUGAGCUAAAAUACCAGGAAGUAACAGGACCUGUUGCCUGAUUGACAGCCAGGGGUUGUAACAAGGUUAAUUUAUGAAAGGGAUUACUGAUCUAUUGAAAUCUACACUUUUUGUAAAUGAAAAACAAGACAGACUGUUAUACUACUAUAAUAUUUCACAACAGUUCCAAUUUAAAGUCCCAGCAUAGUAUAUCUAAAUAAUUUCCGCUUCAUUAGCUUAAUGUGACUUGGGUGGACAGCAUGAAAUAUUAACCCUUUCGGUCUUCGCACACAAUCCACUUGACCAAGCUAAAGUACUUUUGGUGUGUUAAGUGUUCCUUUAAAACCUCUUAUCUGUGUAUGGGAGUUGGCGAUUGAAUCAGUGGGGCAAUUGUCCUUCUUCUGAUUUGGCUAUACAUCAAAGGGAACUUUACAAGAACAUGCUAUACUACCAGGGUUAUAAGAAGCUGUAUACGAGAGAUUUAAUUUUUUUAAAAUUUCCUGGCUUGAUGUGAGAAAUAGGUGUGUCCAAGUGUUUGUCACUUGAUUGGUGUGCCAUUUGGUUUGUGUGACUCAUAAGCAAGCAGCCCCAUUUUUUAUGUUCUAUUUAUUUAACUGCCACUAAAUUUGCAAUAGUCAGAAUUCUCAGUUUAAAGUUUGGAUACAAACAUACAGUUUUUAUUCUACAGAGUACAAGGGAAAAAAAAAAAUAGGUACUGCGAGAGUUAUUCACUAAAAUGUGAAUAAUCAGGAAUUGCAAAUCUGAAAGACAAAUAAUUGCGCUAGAAACAUAGAUGACUUUGAGAAAUGUUUCAGUUCAACAAUAUUGGUCUAAAAUGAGCAACUCCAUAAUGUAUGGCAACAUAUCAAAUAGAGUUGCAGUAAAGAAAUUUCCAUGAAACAACCUUCAUAGCCAAGUUAUUUCCCAAACAAUAGAUGUCCUUAAAUACAUACAUAAUUAAUUAUUAAGAGGGCAGCUGUUUUUUUUUAGUAUAAAAAUAAAUGCUUUAAAAACAAAAACAAAAAAAACAUUCUAACUACUGCUGUAAAAAAAUUGAUACUUCUAUAUAUACGGUUAUGUGUGAAAACAAAUGACUAUUGUAAUUUUUUGUGAGAUUUAUUUUUUACUAUUGUAAAAUUUGUCUGUUGAAUUGCUGG